Messenger RNA from Podarcis lilfordi (Lilford's wall lizard), 46188 nucleotides. The record is from the annotation of a GenBank genome assembly. NCBI's taxonomy places the organism in Eukaryota, Metazoa, Chordata, Lepidosauria, Squamata, Lacertidae.
GCAGAGAGAUCCUCAUUGUUUGCCACUUCCAGUUUCCAGUAAUGGGAAUGAUUACUUGACCAAUAUCUAGCCAGUUGGUGUUAGGGUCCUGGAAAACAUAGCUGCUCACUUCUACAGUGAAACUGCACUGCCAGACCUUUUACUUUCAGAAAAUAAACUGAAAGUUCUUCAUAACUGAAGGUCCUUGAAGGAGGGAGCUACCAGAACUAAUGACAAUUUCUUCAUUUUGGAGUCUCAUGUCUGCUUUCCGAUGACGAGAUGUAUUGUGUUUUGCUGCUAACCUUCUUGCACUGUAAGUUAAGGGCUGAGCAUCUCAAUUUUUUGUAAAAAAGCAAAACAAAACCCUUACUUUUAUACUUUUUUUUUACAAUGUUCCUUUUGCUUUUCCAGGCUGCACGCUGAAAGCUCAAAGUAAUGGUAAGUCUCCAACUUUUUAAAUUGUAUGUUUUUUGCAGUCUAAAGACUUAUGGGGUUAUUGGGGUUAAGUAGAUAAACAUUGGUAGCUCUAGAUUUGUAUGUAUGUAACAGAAGAACUUUGUUCCGGUAGAAGUUCAAAUGAGUUCUAUGAAUUUUUUGACAGGACGCGUAGAAUUACGGUAUAUAUGCCUUGUUCUACCUAUCUAGUUUAUGGGUAUGUGAUAUCUGCUGACUGAGGUCACAUGUGAUAAUCCAAAAUGGUUGGUGUAAUUAUCAGCCUGAAUCGUAAUACUUCAUUGAAGGGGAACUUUAGCCGUAUACCCAAGGCUGGCCAAAGAUAGGUUCCUACUUCAGCCUAAGGACAAAACGCUGUGCCCCUCCACCCCACCCCACAUACAGAAAUUGUUAGUAGCAGAAGCUGAAUCUUACCUCAAUGUUGGUGCUGCGACAGCAUUCUCCAAACCUGCAACCACAAACUAAAUAAGGGGUACCAUUUUUUUAUAGUUCAAAAAACUCCCUGCUGUGUUCUCUCCUUAACCUGUUCCCCAUAAAUCAUCUCUCUCUCUCUGCUGUAUCAUACUCUUAUCUUUUACCUCCUCUCUUUGAACUCUCCCCAUCCUUCUCUCCCCAGUACACAUUCAAACUUUCAUUAUCCAGUGCACAUCACCACAGGUCCGCACCCCAUCUUUCAGCUACUCCCCUUUUCUCUUUUUCACCACCUGAAGGACUUUCCGAGCCAUGUGCCAGUUCCCCUUUACUUUUUUUGUCCUCACUCCCCACCCCACCAAUUCUCCUUGCUGAGUUCAGAAGGAGUAACUCCAAAACAUGAAUACUCCCAACAGUUCAAAUACUGGUGCCAGUUGGCUGUUUGCAGCAGGUUGCAAAUGAUGCCACCAGUGGCCAACAUCACCGUACAGUGGUACCUCGGGUUACAUACGCUUCAGGUUACAUACGCUUCAGGUUACAGACUCCGCUAACCCAGAAAUAGUGCUUCAGGUUAAGAACUUUGCUUCAGGAUGAGAACAGAAAUUGUGCUCCGGUGGUGCGGUGGCAGCAGGAGGCCCCAUUAGCUAAAGUGGUGCUUCAGGUUAAGAACAGUUUCAGGUUAAGUACGGACCUCCGGAACGAAUUAAGUACUUAACCUGAGGUACCACUGUGAAUCUAAAGAGAAGGGGAGCAAUGCAGAUGAUGUAACGCAGCAAUUCUUUCCUUCCUCCUCCAUGUUUGGUUGGCCAUGGAGAGCCGUAUAGGGUAGCCAUUUUCACCUCAUCACAAUAAAAAGAGGAAACAGGUCACCCAAAGAAGAGGCAAAAGGAGGGCGCAGAUUUACAUAAAGUAUGCAUAGAAUCAUUUGUAUAAAUGCAAUAGAUUUAGACAUUUAAAUAGGAUUUCAGCACUUCUCACCAUAGUUGGGAAGACUGUGACCAGGUGACCUGUGUGCCUACUCAUUUUGCUGGUCAAGUGCUAAAACACAGGGUCACCUGCAAGGAAGUGAAAAGAAUCACAAGUCAUUUAGAAUUCCACCAGCAGGCCGCUGGAAGUCAGGAAGGAUGGGCCUAUGGGAUGUGGGCCUGAUUUAAGGCAUUGCCUACAAUGGCACCAUCAACAUUAUGUCUUGUUCCAAAGGUUAUCACAACGACACGCAAAAUAACAGAGAACCAUGCUAGUUAUUAAAAUACAAGCAUACACAAUAAAACAGCAGCUCCUAGCCUAUUCAGUUUACCAUCAGUUCAGUGGGUCCCCUUUCAGUUUUAUCACAGUACAUUGAAGUUAAACCUUGUAAGUAUUUGGGCUGCUAACAAUGAUAAUAUAUUUCAAAGGGAGUAAGACGGACACGGACACUGCAUUAUUUUGGCACCAGAUUAAGAUGCUUUUAUUUGCCCAGACUUAAAAAAUGUAACAUAUAGCCUUAGCUGGCUAGAUCAGUUGUUGUUGUUUCUAUGGUUUUAUUGUGGUGUUUUGAUUUUUUUAAAUGUUGUAUUGAUAUUAGGGUUUUUUUUGUUCACCAGCUUGCAGUUGGUGUACAAAAGGUGCAGUUUAGACAAUUUUCAAUUUAUGAAAGGGGCAAUGAGAUACAUCCUUGGGGUAUAAUGUUCUGCACUCCCUCCUAUGAGGACUUUAGGUGUAAAUAUGUGUAAAAUAAACCAUAGUUCUUAAAGACGCUAACCUCUGCUGUGCCUCAAUUUUCCCAAUGCAAACACAACCGUGGGUGAGCUCCUGGAACCCCUUGGAUUUUGCUUCUACUUGGCAAAUUCUACUAAUUUUUUUCAAUUUAGAUAUUCAAAAUAAAUUUCAGCAGUCAUUGAUAACUUUUGCCCUCUGAAAUGAAGACUGAAAUGACAUGUAACAGCAGCCAGCCUGUUCAUUUAAACUUGGCCAGGCUCAAUGACAUAGAAAGAAGGAGGAUUCGGGUUUUUAGAGAAGAGCUAAAUCAUCGUUGUGCCUACUGCUGAUUUUGAUGGAACUGCAACCCGCUCCCCCUACACACACAUACCAAAGCAUGUUUUUUCUCAGCUGGGUUCACUGUGUGGAUGAGAGCCUAGUUGGAAAUGUGACAACCGGGAAAUGCUUUGGGGAAGUAAACCAGAGUUUUAUCACACAUCCCACCUACCUACCCUUUUUGCUCUAAAAUGUAGGUUCCCCCACACCCGAUUUAUACUGUUACAAAAGUUGUGCAUUGCUCAGUCAGCAGAGCAUGAGACUCUUAAUUUCAGGGUUGUGGUUUUGAGCCCCGUGUUGGGCCAAAAAGAUCCCUGCAUUGCAGGGGGCUGGACAAAGGUGAUCCUUGUGGUCCCUUCCAACUCUGCAAUUCUACACUCCCAAUCUCUGCCAAGUAGUAGCAAAAUUCUCAACCACCCUCUUCACUAGGUCUUCCUUUCCUCAACUAUGGGCAAAACUAGGCUUUAUUUCACCCGGGUCAAAGACCCAGUUUGGCACACCUACACCCAUUUGCGUACACACACAGAGAGAGGGGGGCUAGGAGCCUCAAUGGCACCCUUCUGGAGGCUUCAUCUGGGGCAAAAAUCCCAGCUACCCACCCUCAAUAACUACAGCACUGCCUCAACUACUUAUCUUCUCUGCUCUUGUUUUACUCAGAUUUUUGCCUUGCAAUUAGCCUUCCCUAAGGUGGCUUCAGCUUACAGCACUGCCUACUCCAGCACUGCCUUCCUUUAUCCAUUCUGUCUCCACUUCUAAUCUUCCUUACAUUCCUGGAGUACUUCCUCCUUAGCUUCCAAGCCCUCAGCCCAUCCAUAUUUCCUCACCGUUCCUAGGCCCUAUAUGUGUUUUAAAUAGCUUUUUAAAUUGUUUUAUCCCUUCUUGUUUGAUGGCAGGCCGGGCUCCUUUGGGAGGAAGGGUGGCAUAUAAAUUUAAUAGAAAAAUAAAUACGAGUUUUGAGUUCCAGGCAAACUAACAACUUUCCCUUAAAGAAGUCAAAACCAAACAUUAUACAACUUAGUUCAUAGAAUAAAUGACAUUAUAAUAGCUCAGCGAAUUGCUGCCAGAGGUUUCAUCACAAAAGUCAGCAGCACUUUACAUUAUACAGUGCUGUGAGUUCGCAAGGAGUUUGCUAUGUGCAUAGGGGGGAAGGCUCUGAGACAAAGGACUCUGAGGCAGAGCCUUAAUUUUGUAGAUAAGGGAAGCAAGCUAUUAUCAGGCAGAUCACAGCCUCAGAGAGGAAAUGUAUCAUUUUGUGGACCUGCUGCAGCCACUAGAUAAUCUGUUGAUUAAGAAUGAAAUUUUAUACCAGUUUUAGGCUGCAAUCCUAAAUACCCUUACUAUGAAAUAAGUCCCACUGAACAUAGUGAGACUUACGGCACAAUUUAUGUGCAUCUACUAUGGAGUAUCUUAGCUCAUCCAACCCUGUUUUACAAAGUUCAGUUGCUGAUCACUCCUGCAUGGCAGUUUAUUGUGAACUCAGUGCUGCUUGUGCUUUCACAUUUUGUGCAGCAUCACAAAACAUCAUUCUCAUCAAAAUGCUUUCCCAUAUUAUUUACAAUUUCCAUGGAAAAUCUGAUAACUAAAAAGGCUUUGGAGAAAUGGUGAAUCUGGAAUAAAUAAAUUUCUUUGAUCAAUAAAUUGCGAAAAGGUAGCGUACCUGAGCAGCACUGAAGCUGGGAUAAACUCUCGCCAAAAAAACUGCUACCUGUCUUUGGAAGGUGAGGCCUUUCAGGUAUCGGGAGAGAAAGCAAAAUAGUGUCAGGAAGCACUGGGAUACAGGAAUCCACAUGACCGUUGCAAAAAUCAGAUGCAGGAUCAGCCGUGUUCAGGAUCAGGAGUCCAUUUGUUUCCAUUGUGCACUGGUGUAGAUUUGUGCUUUAUUUGUUAAAUUAUCACUGAUAUGCCAAAAUGGCUUCCAACUGCAAACUCAAUGAAACAUAAUGAAAAUGCAAUAAAUCAAUAUUUUUAAUAUUAAAAUUAAAAAAGGAAAUACACAAUAACAGUUCCAUUGGGUGCUAAAACGCCGUUAACUAAAAUAUAAAAUAAAGCAAAAAUUUAAAAAGCAUGACAAUGAAAACAUAACAGGUUUUUUUUAAAAAACAACAACAACAGUUAAAACAAUAACAUCAAAAAUUCAGUUACGGGAAUGCUUGAACUGGGGUAUUUUCAGGAGCCGGCAGACUGCCAACACUGAUGGGGUUUCUUCUUGUGUUUUUAAUAAGUACUGCAAAAUGUGCUCUCACUGAAAGGGAAGGAAACCCUGCAGUGCUUCUCCUAAACUUUCACCAUCAUCUUCUUCAUCAUCAAGGCUACUCUAUAAGUCAGUGAUAUUUAUUAUUGUCAAAAAGACUAACAAUCUUAUAACUUUUCGCAGACAUCUGAAGGCAGCCCAGUUUUGGAUUUUGAAUCAUGUUUUCUGUUUGGAUGUGUUCCUUUAUACUUUGUACUUUAUACCAGGCAUAGGCAAACUCGGCCCUCCAGAUGUUUUGUGACUACAAUUCCCAUCAUCCCUGACCACUGGUCCUGUUAGCUAGGGAUCAUGGGAGUUGUAGUCCCAAAACUUCUGGAGGGCCAAGUUUGCCUAUGCCUGCUUUAUACUGACUGAAGCAACCCAGUCAGAUGGGUGGGAUACAAUACAUUUAUUGUUAUUGUUAUUACUUAACUCCUUAUCCUGCUUUCUGCUCCUGCAUAGAGGGUAUGUGUACCAACCAAUCGCAUGCUUUGUUUCUCCUUUAGCCAUCAUGGACUCCAUAAAGAUAGCGAAAUAACUUGGCACCUGGGGCAGCCUGAGAGGGGGGAAGGGAGCUUUUGACACCUAUAAUUCUCCAGUUCCACCCACUGCUUCUGUUGGGAUGGAAGAAGGUGUCGUACUUUUGACUGGAUGAGGAAAGCACCCCCUCUAAAACAUCUGUCUGGUGACUCUUUACUUGGGAGUACUGUGUCCCAUGGUGCUGUGGUGGUGCGGGUGGUGCUGUGGGUUAAACCACAGAGUCUAGGACUUGCCGAUCAGAAGGUCAGUGGUUCAAAUCCCCACGACGGGGUGAGCUCCUGUUGCUCAGUCCCUGCUCCUGCCCACCUAGCAGUUUGAAAGCACAUCAAAAUGAAAGUAGAUAAAUAGGUACCGCUCCAGCAGGAAGGUAAACGGCGUUUCUGUGCACGGCUCUGGUUCGCUAGAAGCGGCUUAGUCAUGCUGGCCACAUGACCCGGAAGCUGUACGCCGGCUCCCUCAGCCAAUAAAGCGAGAUGAGCGCCGCAACUCCAGAGUCGGCCACGACUGGACCUAAUGGUCAGGGGUCCCUUUACCUUUACCUUUACUAUGUCCCAUUGUGGACGGCCCCACAGUUUAGAAGGAUAUUGGCAAACUAGAAUGUACCUAGAGGAAAGUCACAAGGAUGGUGAGGCGCCUGAAGGUUGCACCCAGUGCUCUUCUCACUCAGCGUGGACCCACUGAAGUUAAUGGACCCAAAUUAGUCACAAGACUAACUGUAUUUACAAGAGCCCUGGCAAAAGGCACCAUCUUAGAAGAGGCAUUCCUCCUCCUCCUCCUCUCUGCCAGUGGAUUAUAAAUUGUCACUAACAUUUCUCCUCCUUUCCAGUGUUCACCAUCAAUAGCGUGACACUCCGUGUUGCUCCAUCUGUGGAAGUGAAUAAUGGAGAGUCGGUCACCCUCAACUGCUCUGCGGACAUCAGCAAGAGCGAACAAUUCCAGAUGAAUUAUACUUUUUCAUUUAUCAAGUAUGGACUGCUUCUGGUCAAUAGUUCAUCAGAGCAAGAGUGGGCAGAUUAUACAAUCCCAACGGCUAGAUUUUCUGAUUCUGGAGAGUAUAGCUGUGCGUUGGAUGUGGAAGGGAAGAAAAAGGCCAGUGGUACUGUGGCUGUUCAAGUACAUGGUGAGUGCUUCGUAUUCAUCCUCCCUAUGUUUUCUCUAAUAUGACUGUAUGCUAAAAUAGCACCAUUGCUUAUAUCAGAAGUAGCUGAUCUGUGGUCCUGGACAAUCAACCCCAGCCAGAAUGACCAAUGGCCAGGAAUGAUGGGAGCUGUAGUUCAACCAGUUCUAGAGGACCACAUGUUGGCCAAACCUGGUUAAUGCAUAUGAAAUAUUGACCACUACAUUCUCAAUCUACCUUUGUGUAAUCAUUCCCUCUACCACUGACACUCUUUCUUUUGAUUUCUCUGUUGGUGUCCUUCCCAAUUAUCUCCUUGGUCCUCUACUCUUUUUCUGUUUAGUUUCAUUAUAUCGUCUCUUAGCAUUAAUAUCAUUUUUGCUCAGCUGACCUUCAGCUCCCCCACCCCUGCUUCUUCUGUUAUUUUCUCUCAAUUUCUCACCAUCGUUUCUUCACAUCUUCCUGCAGUUUCUUUCUGGAUGUCCUGUCACUGCUUAAAAUUCAGUUUAUAACUGGGUUUCACCCCCCCUAAUUUCUACCUUGCUCUCAAUCUAUCUCUCCCCCUGCUCUCUCAACAACUUUGCUAUUUCCCCCUUUCCUCCCUUCUUUGCUUUUUUGCUUUUGUUUACACAUAUGGCCCUCCAGAUGUUGUAGGACUACAACUACCAUCCUCCUUGACCAUUGGCCAUGCUGACUAGGGCUGAUGGGAGUUGAAGUUCCACAGCAUAUGGAGGACCACACUGGUUCCCCACUUCUCGUUUAAAGUAUUUCUUAUUUGCCUUUCAGUAUUAAGUUUUCCCCCCAUCAAGGGACCUUCCAACAAUAAAAGCAUAAUCAGUACAGUGGUACCUCAGGUUACGAACUUAAUUCGUUCUGGAGGUCUGUUCUUAACCUGAAACUGUUCUUAACCUGAGGUACCACUUUAGCUAAUGGGGCCUCUCGCCGCCGCCGCACAAUUUCUGUUCUCAUCCUGAAGCAAAGAUCUUAACCCGAGGUACUAUUUCUGGGUUAGCGGAGUCUGUAACCUGAAACGUAUGUAGCCUGAUGUGUAUGUAACCCGAGGUACCACUGUAAUUACAAAUAAAAUCACAACAAAGAAAAGUCAAUACGAUUGAAUACUAUCAAUAAAACAAUAGUAGCAGCAGCUAUAAAUAAGUAGAGAUUAUGUCACUCAUUAAAAGGUUGGGAAAAUAAAAAAUGUUUUGAUUCAGUGCCUAAAACCUAGUCAUCCAGGGCUGGCUAUGAGUCACAGUGAGGUGACAGCUUAGGGUGGCAGGAUCCACAGGGGCAACAUAUGAUGUUGAUCUUUAUUCUCUGCCUUGUAGAUCUUCACUCACCCCUUCUUCCCUGGCAGGGAGCAGGGUGCGAUUUUGUGGUUUGCCCCAGGUGCCAAAAUGUUUUGAGUUGGCCCUGUAGGCACCAAAUGAGUAUCUCUGGCAUCACCUUACCCCAUAUAUGACCACCCGACCACUUUGAUCUGUGGAACUGGCACUGUUACAUGUGCCACAUAAUGCUCAUUCCACACUUGUAAGAAAUCAGUAUUUGGGUGUGGCAGCACUUACACUUUGGAACUCCCCACCUAUUGAAACCAGUCACAUGCCUUCACUACUCUUUCUCUUUCCUGCUUAAAAUAUUUGUGUUUGGCCAAGUGGUAAACCUAUCCAGACAUUUCAAUUUAGAUUCGUCUAAAUCUGUUUUUAGCUUAUUAAUUAGUUUGGAAUGUUUUUGAAUGCCUGUUUUUAAUUGUCUUUAAUCAAUAAUUUUAAUGUAUUACUUUUUUUGUAAACUGAGGUUUUAUUCCAAUCAAGCAGCAUAUUAAUUUUGCUAGAAAAAAUUAAAGACUUGGGACAUCACAGAAAAGGCCCUGUCUCCAGUCAUCAUCUGCCAUCCUUCUUCAAUUUACAAAUAUGAUCCAGGGGAAAAAUGCUUACCUUCUGACUGUGUCUUCCCAGAUGCACUAAUAACUCUAUUUUCAGUUUAUGUCUACAUAAACUCACCUUUUAAGGGUCUUAUUCAGAUAAGGGGAAGCAACAUCUGAUCAGGCCCCUAUAUUGUAUCCAGUGUUUUUGUCUCUUUGUCGAUUUCACCAGAUUUAUAGCACAACAGUACUGCUGAGCAACCCCUUUAUGAGACAGGCUUGCUUGCUCCCUCCCUUAUUAUAUGUCAUGCUUAAAUUCUACUCAGUACAUGCUGUGUUAUCUUUACUUAGAUUAAUAUGAAAAAUGGAAAAUAAAAGAGAAACUUGUCUAGUCCUACAACUGACUGGAUAGUCUUGUGUUUUCUGCUGUAAAGGGGGAAAGUAGGGCUUGAAAGGUAGAAUUCAUUUGCAAGUGGAUCCCAAAAGACUGAGUUACAGGAGGGUUCCGCUUCAAAAUGAUCAGGAGGCACUGUUUUAAACAUGUAGGCAAACCCUUUACUUGGGAUUACCUGUGUGUUUUGAUUAUGAAACAUCAAUGUUGCCCACUCCAAAAAUUUUUGUAGGCUUUUCUGGAAGAAAAAAAAAAAUCUCCCCCAGCUGCUCUUUGCGCUGAGAGUUCUGUUUUUUGGUGAGAAACUGGGAUGGGGAGAGAUCUAGAUCCAUGUGCCUGCACCUGCUCAGUGGAGGAGCUUCAUGCUCCGGCACCGGGGGGUGAAGAGCAGGUGGGGCUAGCGCGCAUCCGGGGGCAUGGCGCACUGCCUGUAGGGACAUGGCAUGCGUCCUGGGGGCAUGAUGUGCCACCCAUAGGGGUGUGGCGCCCAGCGUGGGCGGGGGGCAGCCGCGAUGGCACCCCGAUGGGAUCGCGCUGCCGGGGGCGGUGCGCUCCCCCGGCACGCCUCUUCCUCCGACAGUGCACCUGCUUUCUCUGUAAAAGAUAAAGAAAAAAGGCACCAGCAAUCCCAUCCAAGGGGUAUUUAAAGUAACACCUAGUUUCCACCUCAGAUAAGCAUGUUCUGAUGCACAUCUCAUGUUUGUUUUUGUUUCAAAAGGAAUAAGGAAGCCCAUUCUGACUGCCGAGAAAACAGAGGUGAUGGAAGGCGAAACUGUGUCUUUAAGUUGUAAAGCACCAGAAGAAAAGGCCCCAUUUUAUUUGAAAUUUUAUAAAAACCACCAGCGUGACCCUGAACAGCAGUGGGAGAGGCAUGCAAUUACAGAAAACUUUGCCAAACUGGAAUAUCAAAUUAACGCGGGGGACACCAUUUUGUUUUUUGAAUGUGAGGUCCAUAAGACUUUGGGGGCUCGAUCUGAGAAAUCAGAGCGCAGUGACAAAAGAAUUGUAACUGUCAUUGGUAAGUUGGUCAGUUUUUAACCUUUAUUGUCAUACCUAAAUAUUUAAAUAAUUACUCCUGCAUGUGUAAAAGGAUUUCUAGUCAAAAGCAGGUGUAGGAAUGAAUGGCAAACUACCAAAAGUAAAUCUUAUACCAUCUGUGCACAUGUUGUUUUAUUUAGGCUUGGUUUAAAUAUAUAUAUUGGUUCCGCCCCCCCCUUCUGUUGCAGAACCGUUUUCCGUUCCCACCUUAACCGUCCACCCACCACAGAACAUUACAGAAGGAGAUCACCUGCGUGUAGACUGUACAACCAUCGCACGUCACCAGGAUCGAAUCAAAAUUGAGAUGAUAAUCCAGAAGAACAAAACGAUUCUUAACAGCACAAAGUCUGGUCCGUCUGUGCAGUACUCUAAAGUAGCCACAAUGGAAGACAAUGGCAAUUAUAUGUGUAAAGUGGAACUUGGGAGCGUGUCCAAAAUCAGCACAGUAAAUGUUGUGGUGGCAGGUAAGAGCUUUCUCUCUCUUGUGCGAAUUCACACACAUGCUUUUAUUUGUACUAGGUCUGGACUUGUAUGAGUAUCCAGGGUUGGAAUAGCUAAAGAUCUAGAUUUAUAAACAGAAAGAUGAAAGUUCUGGUCGCAGUUGCUUUGGAUGAAGGUGAUUGAGAGAGGGGCAGCAGUAUAGGGGAAUACCAUAUUGGCCUGAAUAUAAGCCUCCCUCCCCUCCCCCAAAAAAUUUCUGACUUUGAAAAGUUAAAGUGCAGCUUAAAUUCACAACCUUACCAAAAUUGGCUUUUAUGAUAUCGCUGCUGAAACAGACAUACGGUAAAAUGGAACGGGUGUGAGUGCCUGCGGAAUUUUAAGGGAGCAGCUUAUAUUCAGGUAUUUUUUUUUCUUUUCUUUUCCCCCCUUGAAUUUUAAAGGUGCGACUUAUAUUCGGGUGCGGCUUAUAUUCAGGCCAAUACGGUAGGUGCAUCGUCCUCCCCCACCCCACCCCUAUUUGCACACUCCAAAUUGUCGUACCUUCCUUGUGGCUUCCCUCCUGUGGUAUUUCGAUUGCAAUUGGGGGAAAGGGUAGUAGCCGAUCGCACAGUUCCAUGUACUUGUGUGUAAUGUGUAAUCUGGCCUUAAGGCAAGCUGCAGCCAUGUGCAGGCAAUGCGGUUCAACCCAAAGGUUAUGUAUAAUCUCCACUAAUAAAUCAGUUCUGUUUAUCCAGCUGAAGUCUGAAGACUUUCCCCCCCAAGGGUUUAGCAGACAACGCAACUAGUUUAGGGACUAUUUCAAAUAAAGCAAUAGACCCAAGAGUGCUUUUUAGAAAUCUCACAUAAGUUACACACCUACGAGUAAUUGCAAUGUAGUCAGGCCUGCUUCUAAUUUGAUUCAGGCCUUGCCACGCUGCAAGGGGAGAAUUUCAAUCACGUUUAAUGUCUGAUGCGCUAUUACUGUUCAAUUAUAGCUGCUGAUGUAUGUCUUUAGAGCAGGGGUCAGCAAACUUUUUCAGCCGUGGGCCAGUCCACUGUCCCUCAGACCUUGUGGGGGGCCAGACUAUAUUUUUUUGGGGGAAAAUGAACGAAUUCCUAUGCCCAACAAAUAAUCCAGAGAUGCAUUUUAAAUAAAAGCACACCUUCUACUCUUGUAAAAACACCAGGCAGGCCCCACAAAUAACCUAGAGAUGCAUUUUAAAUAAAAGGGCACAUUCUACUCAUGUAAAAACACGCUGAUUCUCGGACUGUCCACGGGCUGGAUUUAGAAGGUGAUCGGGCCGGAUCUGGCCCCCGUGCCUUAGUUUGUCUACCCAUGCUUUAGAGUUUUAGAAACAACUGUGUUUUGCAAGGAUGCAUUAUGUACUUGGUGCCUUAGUGUAAAGACAAAAAAAUGUAAACGCUGAACUGAAAAACUAACAAACUAAAACCCAAACUUUUACAGUCAUCUAAACAAAUGAGUAGGUGAAUGAACAGGUCCAUUUGUAAUAAAAGAGCAAAAAUUAAUCAUCUUGACUACACACAGCAUGGCAUGGCAUCUCCUGAAAAUUAGAAAUGGAAGGGGCAGGAAAAGCUGUGAAGUGAAUGUUCAUACUGUGCAUGAUUUGUGACAUUACUGAGCUGUGUGACAUUAAACAGCAUUUUUCGUAUAACUUGUUGAAACACUUGUCAAUUAGUGAUGCGUUGCAAUGUAACAUGGCACUUUCAUACAAGCAAGAUCAGUCUGAGUUUAUACCAUGUGUAUUCAAUAAGUAGAGGGUACUUUUAUCUUAUGGGACGCAGGUGGCGCUGUGGGUUAAACCACAGAACCUAGGACUUGCUGAUCAGAAGGUCGGCGGUUCAAAUCCCCGCGACGGGGUGAGCUCCUGUUGCUUGGUCCCUACUCCUGCCAACCUAGCAGGUUGAAAGCAUGUCAAAGUGCAAGUAGAUAAAUAGGUACCGCUCUGGCGGGAAGGUAAACGGCGUUUCCGUGCGCUGCUCUGGUUCUCCAGAAGUGGCUUAGUCAUGCUGGCCACAUGACCUGGAAGCUGUAUGCUGGCUCCCUCGGCCAAUAAAGUGAGAUGAGCGCUGCAACCCCAGAGUCGGUCAUGACUGGACCUAAUGGUCAGGGGUCCCUUUACCUUUUUACUUUUAUCUUAACACAUGUAAGGAAUUCCAGACCUUGAACUGGAAAUCUCAUGGUCUGAGUCUCAGGCUUGGCUUUUUUUAGGUGCCUGGGACUAUAUAGACCUCUGAGGUCCCCCACCAAUAUUGAACGAUUGCCUAUUUGUUAUAUUAUAAAUGGAUCACGUAGGAAGGCACUAGAUAGAUAACUUGUUUGUUCCCCACAUAUCUUUUGCAGAACUGUUUUCCAAGCCGAUUCUAGUUCAUAAUCAAACAAGAUGGGAUGAAAACAGUUUGUUACAAAUUGAAUGUCGAGUUAACAGCUCACUGCCAAUACAUUUCUCAGUCAUAAAAGACGACAGAGUAGUGGCAAGCAGAGAUGUCUAUACUGUUACCAAGGUCCGUGUAAGCGACACUGGAGUCUAUGUUUGUCGAGCUGAGAUAAAUGAGAUUGCCAAGGAGAGUGCCCCUGCGCGGCUACAUGUUUAUGGUAAGUUGAUUGAGAAAUAUGAAAGUCUUUCAUCUGAUGAAGCGAUAUAGUAGAAUUAUUUGCAGAAUGGCGGCUUUCCUGGGUAUGCUCACUAAUUAGGAUAGGUGAUGGCCCCAGCAAAAGGGAGAUCAGUAGCCCUACUCAGACAAGAAGGCAAGGUAAAGCAGCAUCAGCAACAUGGAGAGGGGUCUAAGUAUGGGUUUCAAGGAGCACAGCUAGCGAUCCUGCAGCUAGGACAGGCCACACAAGUCGUCUCAGUCUCAGCAAUGCCCUGGAUAGAUAGAUAAAACUUCAUUCGUAUUAGCCAAUGGCCAUAGCAACAAUAAAACAUUACAAUAUAUGCAGAAAGAGAAAUUUGAUAUAAGAGCACAAUUUAAAGUCCUGAAUCAGCAGUCAGUUUAUGGCCCUUAUUCUGACUGCCCCUGCUAUGAACCUAGCAACCGUUGCUGUUAUCUGCUCAUUUUGAUCUGAUAGAAGAAAGGACAUUGUGGCAGUGGUUAAGCGCCAUGGGAUGGUUAGUACGAGUGGGGUGAUGAUCUCAUUCCUCAGGUCUUUGUAGAGAAUGCAAGACAGGAGGACGUGUGCCACUGUUUCGAUGCUACCGUCUCCACAGGGGCAAAGACGUUUCUCAGGCGGGAUCUUUUGGAAUCGACCCUCAAGUACUGCAGAUGGCAAAACAUCCAGUCUUGCAAGUGUAAAAGCACGUCUGUAUUUUGGGAUAAUAAGUUUGUGCAGAUAUGGGGCCAGAGAAUCAAAAUGGAGAGGUGGAAAAUGAACAUACCAAGGACAGAAUUUCCUUAUACAGUGGUACCUUGGGUUAAGUACUUAAUUCAUUCCGGAGGUCCGUUCUUAACCUGAAACUGUUCUUAACCUGAAGCACCACUUUAGCUAAUGGGGCUUCCUGCUGCUGCCGCUCCGCCGGAGCACGAUUUCUGUUCUCAUCCUGAAGCAAAAUUCUUAACCUGAAGCACUAUUUCUGGGUUAGCGGAGUCUGUAACCUGAAGCGUAUGUAACCCGAGGUACCACUGUAGUGGCCAGGUUGUUCUGAUAUCUUUUAGACGUUGACCAAUUAGACUGUUUGCUUUAGUAGGGCCCAUAGUGACUAGGUGUUGUGGGGAUAGGCCACGAGAGUGAAGUUUUUGAUAGUUUUUGAUAGACGGUUUCAAGCCAAUGUCCUGGAUCAUUACAGCCUGGGCUAGGUGUUCAGGUACUCAAGGCCCCACCUCUUGAAAACUGCAUCCGGCCCCAUGCAAGACUGGUGCUUUCUCUGCAGCUGUUAGCUGCUUCUAGGCCCUGGGGUUUCAAGCUGUUGGUCUCUCUCUGUGGACCAAUCAUCAGCAUGUGGUGGCAGAGGUGCCUUCUCAGGGUUUCAGAGGAGAUGUGGGCUGUGGAGGCUGCAUGUCCACAUUUUUACAGUGCUCUUCAGUCAAAUAGGCUCCCACAGCAACUCACAAAGAGCAAUAAGAAUUAGGCUUACAAUCUGAAAAAGGAAAAGAGGGGUUGUUAAUGGUACAGGAACCCAACUCCCCUUUACUGCUCACAGGUGGGUUAAGAUUACCGGUAGUUUCUUUCAAUGAACUGUGUAUGGCUUGAGAGUGAACACCAAAACCCACUGCAGCCUACAUUCCUGUUGAGGGCCAGCCAUGCUAGGAACAGCACAAAGACCUGAGAUCCCUUGGGUUUCUUCUGACAUCAUCAGCUCUAUCUCAGGUGGCAUUCAGCCUGCAUCAGUCCUAAUAAUACUGUGCUGAUAUUAUUCAUCAUAAUCACCUCUACAAAUGAGAGCUGGAAGAGUAGUGUGCUUUAUCAGGGUUUAGCCUCGGGAGUUGUUUUCAAAAAAAUGAGCCAUAUUUCCUGUAUCAUCAGAUGUCAAGGAAAUAAGCAACUAUCCUAUUUUUAAAAGACAUCUGAAAGCAGCCCUGUUUAGGGAAGUUUUUAAUAUUUAAUGCUGUAUUGUUUUUAAUACUCGAUUGGGUAGCUGGGGAAACUCAGCCAGAUGGGCGGGGUAUAAAUAAUAAAUUAUUAUUAUUAUUAUUAUUAUUAUUAUUAGCAUAGUCUUACCUUGUUUUGUGACUGGGAUCCGUUCUGAAGCCCCGGCCGCUAGCUGAAAAGGACACAGGGCAAAGUGCCGUGUCUGCGCAUGCGCAUGGAGCGGUUUGCGCUUCUGCGCAUGCACGAGCAGCAAACCUGGAAGUAACCCAUUCCGGUACUUCUGGGUUUGCUGCAGACGUUUGCCUUAAUGGACGCUAGACGAGGCGGACCUUCACAGAGGUAGAUUGGCCUGUGAGGUUUUCCCUCUUGAAGGCAUUUUAAAGAGGGAAUGUUCCUGAAAACAUGCACAGUGCAUUUCCCUUGGUCUCUAAGGUGCUACUAGACAAUUUUAAAUUUUUUUUUAUAUAUUUCAAUUGCUCUCUGUGUGAUUAGAGUUCUUCGAGUGCACAGAGCAUUGUUUCCUGGCAGCUUUGUGCAUUUCUCAUUGCUCACCUUAUGAAAUUAAGCAGGAUUAUUCAUCUAGCCGCUUAUGCACCUAUUUUAUUUAAUUCUUUUUCCAGCUCCCGUUUCCAAACCAAGACUUUCCCCACCGACUUCCCAAGUAGCAGUAUUGGGGAAGUCAUUCACUGUAAACUGUUAUUCCAGCAAUGGAACUCUGCCCAUAACAUAUACUUUGUACAGAGGAGGCAUAUAUGUUAACAAGACAGAACUAAAAGUAAAUGAACCGGCAGAGUUUUUGGUCAAAGCAACCAAUGCACAUGUUCCAGAAGACUACAGUUGUGAAGCUAAAAACGGCCAUUCCGUUCCACAACGAAGCACUCGGGUAAACAUUACAGUGAUAGGUAAGUGUCUGGUGCUUUUUUAAAAGGGACACAUUGUUUUUGUUUUAGAAUGUUAAAUGCUUUAACUCUUCUAAGCAAUACACUUUACUAUACAUCAUUUCAUAUCUGUAAUAAUUGUAAUAACUUUGGUAUGUACACUUCGACACAACUUUUUAAUACAUUCAGAAACACUUAUCUGACUCUUGAUUAUGGCUUUAUUUUUAAUUUUAAUUUUGUGUAAUUGUUGGAAAGAUGUAACUCAGUGCAACCAUGUUAAACAGUGACUUCUUUGAACUCAAAAACAAGGAAACAAAAGUACUAAAUAACUAGGUUGUAUUGGCAGGGGUUCCUCCAAUGCUAGUUAGAAAUGAAUUCUAUGUAUAAUUGCUCUUAACUUAACCUACCUCCAGCAUUUAUAAUUUGCCAUCUAGCCAGCACUUCUCCACUGCUGUUCAGCCUUUUCUCUGUACUUUAAUCCACAGCUCCGGUUGGCAGCAUAAACUUGGGGAGACCUUCACAUGGAGAUGUGGAAGAUGGCAAAGAGCUCGCAAUCUCCUGCUCUGUUGGUUCAGGAUCUUAUCCUAUUGAGUUCACCUUCUUUAGAGAAAACCACCCCAAACCUUUGUAUAAAGUAACAGAGAAGACAAAACGCAUUGCUGUUUGGUACAGAGAAAGCCUCACAAGCCAAGAUGGAGGGAAGUACUUUUGCAGAGCUGACAACCAAGCAAAAUCACCUGUAGAGAGCAACAUGAUGACUGUCAACGGUACAUUCUGUUCAUGGAUUGAUUGAUUGAUUUAUUUGGACACAUGGUGCCAUAGCAUUCAAAAUGAUGAAAUUAUUUAAAUAGCACCUUGGAUAUUAAUGCAUUUUGAUCCAAAUGCUACCCAUACUUCCGGAGGCUCCAAAUAGGUGUAUUCCAAAGUAGCCCAGUUUGGACAGUUACUGCUGGUCAUGGGUCUCCAGAAUUGUGUAAGGUAAAGGUAAAGGGACCCCUGACCAUUAGGUCCAGUCGUGACUGACUCUGGGGUUGCGGCACUCAUCUCGCUUUAUUGGCCGAGGGAGCCGGAGUACAGCUUCCGGGUCAUGUGGCCAGCAUGACUAAGCUGCUUCUGGAGAACCAGAGCAGUGCACGGAAAUGCCGUUUACCUUCCCGCCAGAGCGGUACCUAUUGAUCUACUUGCACUUUGACGUGCUUUUGAACUGCUAGGUGGGCAGGAGCAGGGGCCGAGCAACAGGAGCUCAGCCCCUCGCAGGGAUUUGAACCGCCGACCUUCUGCUCGGCAAGUCCUAGACUCUGUGGUUUAACCCACAGCGCCACCCGCAUCCCCAGAAUUGUGUACAUGACAGUAAAUAUGUGUGGUGACAGAAUGUCUUGGGCCCCAAAUCCUCCUUCAUUUGUAUUUGCAUUUUCUGCAAGGAUAUUCUUGGGAUAAAGGGGAAAGAGAAAAGUGGCCAGAAGCAAGGAGGAUGAGGCACAUGAACCUCUUCAAGGCACACCUGCAGUGUAAACUUUAAAGGGGUUUUAGCAGAUGUUUCUUCGUUCUAGGAAACCCCGGAAAUGUUGUUCGGCAAGGGUACCUUGGGGUUUCUAGUGGUGAAUUGUCAGCGCCCUCGUGUCAUGUCAGUGGAAUAUUGCUUCUUCCUGAUGUUAGAAUGAGGGAAGUCAAAUAGGGGGGUUUGACAACAUUACUAGAGCCAGGGCUUUUUUCGCUGUGGCUCUGAUCUGGUGGAACGCUCUGUCACAAGAGACUAGGGCCCUGUGGGACUUGACAUCUUUCCGCAGGGCCUGCAAGACAGAGCAGUUCCACCAGGCCUUUGGUCAGGGCACAGCCUGACUCCCUUCUUUGGCAAUCUUCACAGAACUUUAGCCUAAUGGUUGCCAUCAAUUUGAGUUGAAUUAAUUUUAAUGAAAUGAUUUUAGAAUGUUGUAUUAUUUUAUUGUUGUUAGCCACCCUGAGCCCAGCUUCGGCUGGGGAGGGCGGGAUAUAAAUAAAAUUUAUUAUUUAUUAUUAUUAUUACUACUCCCUACAUCAGUGUUGCUUAAGUUCCAGGUGGCCUGUUCAUUGAGUAUUUGUCCUGAUUUGUUUUCAGGGAGGUUUGACGGAUUUGUGUCAAGCAAAUAUUUAUCCCACAUUUCCAGUGCAUCUUCCUGUCACUUUCCUUAUUGAAAAAGUCUGAUUGGGGGAGUGGGAAAGUGACAGGAUGAAUGCUCAGUAAACAGGUCACCUGGAACUUAAGCAACUUGAGAAUAGGAAUGAUUUUGGGGGUGGCAAUAUUUGUACACAUUUUUCAUGCUGAUGUGGAAUUGCAUCCCUGAGCAUCAGAAGAGAUUUGUUGCUUCUUGUGAAGGAUUGGUGUUGUUGCAGGUGAUGGUGGUGAUACCGUACCAUGCCUGACACAUGAUUUGCUUUUCCCUUAAUUUUUAGUUGUUCUGGCUUCAUGGAAGAAAUGGCUCAUUGUGGUAAUCAUCAUUCUGAUUUUCCUUGCUGUUGCCAUUGCGGCUUCCUGGUGGUAUGUUCGGAAGAGGGCAAAGGGUAAGAUACUUUCUUUAGCAUUCAGAUGUGUGGUGAAUAGAACAGAUGCUUUUCUGUCUAUACCCAGGGCGGCUGCCCUCCAAAUGUGUUGAACUACAACUGCUGCCGUCCCUGACUUUUUACCCUGCUGGCUGGGGCUGAUGGGAGUUAUAGUCCAAUGGUAAAUAGUGCUAUUCUGAUGAAAGUAACAAUAUUCUGGUCAAAACUGUGGGUCUGGUCUUUUUGAUUGCUAUAGUGUGACAGCGAAGUUCAUGAAAGUGGUAUUUAAUGCUCAUUACAAUAACUAAAUUAUUCCUUUUUUUUUAGUUUAAUCAUUUUAUUCGUAUUUGCGAUAGCUGACAAAUAAAAUUCAAUGUUGCCCGUCCCUGUGUACCACUGUACACAUUCAUACUGUACACAUUACUUUGUGGGUUAGUAACCACGGGUUGUUAUUAACAACCAAAUACCAAUGCUCAUUGUUGGACAUAAGGCAGUGCUGGGUGAGCUACAAAUUGUUUGUAUUAAGAAUUCUUCAUCCAUCAGUGCAGGAACAACAUGGUGCUAACAUGGUUUGCUUGUUCAUUUAUUUAUGCAAUUGACUUUCUAUACAUGUGGUAUAUUUCACUAACUUGCUGUUAUUUUCCCUUAUGAAGCUAAAGGCAAUCCUUUGGAGUUGACUAGGUAGGUUGGCUUUCUUACCGUGCUAAAAGUGAGUUAUUUCUAAUAAAUGUGGUGAUGAUGUGUCCCUGAUGCUGUCCUGUGCAUAGGCAUGUUCAGGCAUUCACCUGAACAUUCAAAUGCUCAAAGGGUGGACAGGAGCAGGAGUUCACAUGCAAACACUGCCCCAACAUACUUGCGCACAACCCACCCACCCCAGCCCCCGUCUUCCUCAGACUGCAUGGGGUUCUUCUCAUACCUACUUGAACGCAAGAAGACUCCUCUAUGUUAUCGAAAGCCCUGCUUUAUCAGAGUCAGCAAUAGUAGGAGGUGUUCUAUUCAUAUGCACGAAAAUGCCAGCAAAAGCCCUUUGCAGACAUCACCCAUGCGACAGGAGGAAGACUGGGGGCUGGCAGGGUGGGUGGAAUGCAAGCAGCACACGGAUGUUGGGGAUAAGGUUCGUAUAUUCACCCCUGCCCCGUCCACAGAUGUGUCACUUGCCUGUGCAAAUCUUUUGUGGUGGAAAUGGUAACCAUAAUCCAAGCAGAUACAGUGGUACCUCGGGUUACAUACACUUCAGGUUACAUAUGCUUCAGGUUACAGACUCCGCUAACACAAAAAUAGUACCUCAGGUUAAGAACUUUGCUUCAGGAUGAGAACAGAAAUUGUGCUCCGGCGGCGCAGCAGCAGCGGGAGGUCCCAUUAGCUAAAGUAGUGCUUCAGGUUAGGAACAGUUUCCAGUUAAGAACAGACCUCCGGAACGAAUUAAGUACUUAACCCGAGGUACCACUGUAUAGGAGUUUGUGGUGAGAACGUCAGAAGAGUAAAGAAAACAGAAGAUUAUGCCACCGAGGUGCUAUCCUCUCCCUGCAGUCAUUUUACUGCCUUUCUGCUAGUGUGGUUUUAAGUGUUAAAAUACUAAAGCAAACAAAUGAGAUAAAAUAUAAAGUUGGCCUGGCGGGGUGGGGGCCGCAAUCUUACUGCAGCAGGGAAGCAUUAUGCCUCAACAACCCAGGCAAACAAAUUAGUUUGUUUCCAAAUAAUUAUGUUGCUUUUGGAUUAUUCAUAUUGUUGUGAGCCACUUUAAAGGCAAAGCAGGACACCCCCCCCAAAUGGCACAUAAAAAUAAUAUAAAUAGUAGUUUAUAAGAAUAAUUCGGCUUUUUAUCGUCCUUCAGAUCUGAGGCUCUUCUGGUAUCACAUUUCCAAUGAAAAAUGGCCUACCUGGGGCCAAGGCAACCUAGAUUGUAAUUGCCAGGGACUUGUUAUAAGGGUAAAGGUAAAGGUAAAGGACCCCUGACAGUUAAGUCCGGGUCAUGUGGCCAGCAUGACUAAGCCGCUUCUGGCGAAACCAGAGCAGCGCAUGAAAACGCUGUUUACCUUCCCACCUGAGCAGUACCUAUUUAUCCACUUGCACUUUUUGGCGUGCUUUUGAACUCCUAGGUUGGCAGGAGCUGGGACUGAGAAACGGGAGCUCUCCCUGUUGCGGGGAUUCAAACUGCCGACCUUCUAAUGGGCAAACCCAAGAGGCUCAGUGGUUUAGACCACAGCGCCACCCGCAUCCCACUGUGAUAAGGGUGCUUACCAUCAAAAGGCACAUCCCAUGAUGCCUUUGCACAUCUAUGAAACAGCUUAGUGUCUUAGAAGCAUUUGUGGAAAUCCGUGAUUCUUUAGAUUGCAUGUCCCCAGAAUUAUAUCCCUGAGAUCAAGGGGAAGACUGAGCUUUAUUAAAAGAUGACCUUCUGUUGUUAAAAUACCAGUGCUUCAUAUUCUGUUCUUUGUUCUGUUUUUCUUUUCUCAGUUCUAUAGCAGCAACCAAUUCAGUGGGUGAGAAGCUGACACCACGACAGAAUAAUGAAGGGGAAUUCUAUUUCGGUAGCUUAUGGCUAAUGACCUUAUUGAUAGUGUCUGCUUCAGACUCCUUUUCCCUUUCUCUCUCCUAGUCUUACUACUUCCACCUUGAAAUCAUGCCAUUAUUCAGACCUGGCCCAAACGAAAGAUUCUUAUUCAUAUACCCAAAAGGGUUGCCUUUUUUUGCUUUUCAGCUGAACUUGGCUUUGAUAGAAACAGUUACAUAGGGACAUGGGCCACAUAUUUGUUAUUAUUAAUUAUACUUAUAUCCCGUCUUUUCCUCCAAGGAGCUCAUGGUGGCAUACAUGGUUCUUCAGUUUUUUGUGUGCUUACAACAACCCUGUGAGGUUACCUCCACAUGUGGUGGGAAUGCCCUAAAAUCCAACCCUUCUGGACAGCAGUCCUACAAGAGAUAUGCAAAAUAACUAAACAGGUAUUAGAACUCACCCCAGAACUGGCCCUACUGAACAUCUUCCAAGAUCAUAAUGACCACUCACUUUAUACACAUCUUAUAACCCACUUACUCUCAGCAGCCAGAAAGAAGCCUCAUAGUCAGACACUGGAGAGACCAGUCAGAAGUAAACAUGGACAGAUGGUAUCAACUUGUAUGGGAAACGGCCUUAAUAGAAAAGCUAACCAAUAAACUGAAACUGGUAAAGGUAAAGGGACCCCUGACUAUUAGGUCCAGUCAUGGCCGACUCUGGGGUUGCAGCGCUCAUCUUGCUUCUGGCGAACCAGAGCAGCACACGGAAACGCCGUUUACAUUCCCGCCAGAGCGGUACCUAUUUAUCUACUUGCACUUUGACCUGCUUUUGAACUGCUAGGUUGGCAGGAGCAGGGACCGAGCAACAGGAGCUCACCCCGUCACAGGGAUUCGAACUGCCGACCUUCUGAUCGGCAAGUUCUAGGCUCUGGUUUAACUCACAGCGCCACCCACGUCCCUAACUGAAACUGACAUGGGGACAAAUAGAAGAGGAUGCCUUCACCCCAGCAUGGCUCCCCUUUAUCACAUACACAGCCCAACAAGACAACAAGAAUCCACUGACAGCCUGUGAAUCAAUCUGGUUUACCUGACUCAACAAGCCCUCCCCACCCUCACAAAUGCAAACAAUCCCACUGCAGCCAAGCACAGACAACCAGCCACACCCUGUCCCCCCAAUACCUCUCACAACCAAGGAAAUGUAAUAAACAAUUAGAAAGAACCCACCAAGUUGACGCUGACACAAAACCUCACACAUACACUAUGCAAAAGAAUAUAAGCCUCUCCCCCCCCUUCUUGCCCAACCUUAUACUGUACUCAACACUAAUGUCUCACAACAAAUGUAACUGACUUGUAAGAAAUGGUUUAAAUUGUUAUGAAGGAAAUGAUUAUUUUUCUCCUUCCAGUAAAGCAGAAAAGUUGUCCAAAUAUAAACAGUUAACUUAUUAAACCUCACAAUAAUUUUUAUGUAUUUCUAAUAGUAUAACCAAAUCAGUAAUUUUUUAUAUAACUGUAAAAACUACCGUAUUUUUCGCUCUUUAAGGCACACUUUUUCCCUCCUAAAAAGUAAAGGGAAAUGUGUGCGUGUCUUAUGGAGUGAAUGCAGGCUGCACAGCUAUCCCAGAAGCCAGAACAGCAAGAGGGAGUGCUGCAUAGCGAUCCCUCUUGCUGCUCUGGCUUCUGGGAUUCAGAAUAUUUUUUUCUUGUUUUCCUCCUCCAAAAACUAGGUGAGUCUUAUGGUCUGGUGCGGCUUAUAGAGCAAAAAAUACGGUACUCUGAAAAUUUAUUAUUCCAAAAACAAAACCUUUGUCUGGUUGUAAAUAUUAAGGUUAUACCAGCAAGAAUGAGUCUUUCUGUUAAAAAAAAAAUUAAAUCAAGUCUUACUGACUAGUGAUUUAAAUUGUGAUUUAAAUGAAAUCCACCCUGGUUACAAGCAUCCUCUGCACCUUUCAAAGGAUGUGAGUGAAGUAGGAGAGUCUUGGGAGGGGGCUUCCCUUAUCCCUUUAGCUGCAACUGUAGAACCUGCUAUGCCACCCUGGCCCUCAAGUAGGGAUGGAGGAGAAAAUAAAUUCAGUCCGAAUUAAAAGGUGGACCUACUCAAUCUGCACUUUCUAAAACAAUGUGCAAACCGAAAUACAGCUAGCCUUCAUAAUUUGCAUUUCUCUGAAUAUUGUAAAGAAUACAAAAAUGCAUUUGAUUAGCAGUAACUAGGAUUACAGUGGUUUCAGAUGUCGAAGUAAACCACAUUUAUUGCUAACCAGGAAAGGGAGGCAUUCAGGUAGGUAGCCGUGUUGGUCUGACGCAGUCAAAAUAAAAAAAACAAAAAUUGUCCAGCAGCACCUUAUAGACCAACUAAGUUUGUUCUUGAACAAACUUAGUUGGUCUAUAAGGUGCUACUGGACAAUUUAUUUAUUUAUUUAUUUUUAUUCAGGAAAGGGAGGACCAAACACACCUGAGGAGGAUGUGAGCCUGCUAGACAGUCUCAGGUGGACUGUGUGUUGUGUGUACUGGACUGCUAAGUAUGAUGUUCAGACAUAGGAAAUUAAGCACAACACUCUUAUAUCAGUUGGCUUGGCUUUGCAUGACCCUAAAAUGGAGUCUUUACCUGUUCAAAUGAGACCCAAUAAUGUCAAAUUCGUCAAACCUUAGCUGUCCUAGUCAAUCUAAGCAAAGUUCAUCAUACAGAUGUGUAGUCAAUAGCACAGAAUAGUUGCCACCAGGUAAUUAGCAUACCUUCCAACAUUUCUCCGAUGAAAAUAGGGACGUCCUGUUGCAUAAUGAUAAUUUUACUAUUUAUACCCCACACAUCUUACUGGGUUGCCUUAGCAUUCUGGGCAGUUUCCAACAUACAUAAAAACAUAAUAAUACAUUCAACAAUUUAAAAAACCUUCCCCACAUAGGAUAGCCUUCAGACACCUCGGGGAUUGAAUAACUCCAUACACCCUCCAACAUUUCUCCAAUGAAAAUAGGAACAUCCUAAGGAAAAGUGGGACGUUCCGGGAUCGAAUCAGAAACUGGGACAGCUUCUCUGAAUCAGGGAGGUCCCUGGAAAAGAGGGGCACUUGGAGGGUCUGAAUUAGUUCAAGCUGGUCAAAGGAGCUUAAAGAGAAGCAGAAAAGAAGGGACAAACAAACAAAAAACCCACGAGUGCCUGUCAAAGAGCAGGGCAUAGGAAAAAGGAAUAACCAUCAGUGGAGCGGGCUGCAAAGCAUAGCUCAAGAAUCAAAUGAGGGGCCUGACUGUGAGUACUUAUAGCAGGCAAGGAUAAGGAAGAUUCAAGGAUGGGGCACAUUGGAGACCGUGGAGGGCAAAACCCCAGGUUAAGACUUUCUAUACGUGAUAUGUGACAAUACAAAUAUUGUGCUUAAAAGGGAGUUGUAGCUGUUUUUAAAACUGCUGCUAAUUAGUUUGUCUGCUCAUCUCUUGUUUUGUUUUUUUAACAUUUUAGGGUCAGGUUAUAAUGAAGAUGGUGAAAAAAAUAAUUUAAAAUCAAACGAGGAUGGUCAAGGUAACUUCUGGGUUUUUAUUUUUGAGUGUAUUUCUAACUUUUCAAGAGAGUAUAGUUUAUUGAGGAUUAGAACAGAAUCUAUUUCUUCCAGCUUGGAGUGAUUUCACUAUGCUUGUAUAUCUUUUCUGGGGAUAAAUUUCAAAAUGCAACAAUUUACAUGGAUGCCACUUGGAUUCAGAUACUGAAAGAUUCCACAGAAAGCCCAAUCAGGCUUGUUCCUGUUUUACAAGUGUUAAAAUAUUUUAGAGGGACCUUUCAAUCCUUACCCACUUCUUUUUAUCUUUUUAUCAUUGCUGCUUUGACAUCACUUGACAUCUAUUAUUAUUUCUAUCACCCACCAACAACGUCCCCACAGCAAAGCAAACCUGCCACCUUCCACUAUGUGUUUUGUUGCCACAAGGUCAACACUAUUAGCGUAGCAUAUGAGCAAAUGCUUUUAAUGCUUAGAUAUGUCCCUGCCAUGUUUUAUACUGAUUGCCAAUCCAAUGACUGAGUGGAAAAGCUCAAGUUAGCUGUUGUCAAGUCUUGCUAGAUUCUGCUAGGCACAUUAUACAGUGGUGCCUCGCAAGACAAAAUUAAUCCGUUCCGCGAGUAUCUUCGUCUAGCGGUUUUUUCGUCUUGCGAAGCAACCCUAUUAGUGGCUUAGCGGAUUAGCGCUAUUAGCGGUUUAGCGGCUAUUAAAGGCUUAGCGGAUUAGCGGAUUAGCUGCUAAAAGGCUAUUAAAGGCUUAGCGGAUUAGAAAAAGGAGGGGGGAAGCAAAAAAAAAUCUCAAGACUCGCAAGACAUUUUCGUCUUGCAAAGCAAGCCCAUAGGGAAAUUCGUCCCGCGAAGCGCGUUGAAAAACGGAAAACCCUUUCGUCUAGCGGGUUUUCCGUCUUGCGAGGCAUUCGUCUUGUGGGGCAGCACUGUAGAUUUAUUUCCAUAUACGAAUUACAGGCAUGGGCUCCUCAAUCCAUGUUGGAGUCAGAGAAGGGGGCAGUUGGCUAAAGCUCCACAUGCUAGCAUCUCAAUCCAGAUCGGAGAGAUCACACCUGCAAUUUGUGUUAAACAUGCUGCACUUAAGGGCACAGAUAGGUAAUUAAUAUAUCAUCUAGUCUAGCUCUUAGAAAGACUGAUACCUCCAUUAGGCCUUGGGUUGUGUCAGAAAAGCUAGACUUCCUUUUUGCUUGGUUUAAAAUUAGCUGAUACUGCCCACUCAAAGAAAUUUUAAGCACAGCCUCCUGUUAAUCAAACAAUUAUAAAUAGCACAUUGUUGAAUGAAUUAAGAUCUGCAUGUUAUAUAUAUAUUUUAAAAUAAAUACGUAUCCGCUGAGAGAAGUAACAACUAUAAAUAAAUAUAAAUAAACCUAAUUGCAAAUUACCAGACAUAGCUCGUUCAUGGGUUGCUUCUUCAGCAGCAAUUUAUUUGAAAGGUGGGAUCCACAUUUACUUAAAAUUAAAAUACAAUAUUAAAUAUGUAUUUGAAGUUGCCACUUCUUGUUUCAGAGCCCCAUAUAAAGGGGGAUAGAUUCUGCAGAAGGAGAGGUCAGGUCAAAUAUCAUGGCUUCUCCUCCUCCUCCUCCUCUCCACACAUACAUGGCAAAAGCAGGUCCCUACAAGUCUCUCCAACUCUCUGGGUUUGUUUUGGUCGCUGAUGGAGGGAAAAUCUGCUGCAUUUAUUGGGAUUCCAAAGCAGGAGGGGAAAAGCUAAAAAAAUCUGAAUUGCAGAUGUAGUGUACACAAGCUUUGUUUUUGCAUCCUCUAAAGUCAAUGGGAGUGUGACUGGUUUAUUCCAGAGAUAGCAAAAAACAGGCCCUCAGCAAGUUCAGAGUGCAAUACAAAGAAACAUCUUCUUGCUAUUUUUGGGGCAGGACCUGAUCUUGAGAAUUCCGAGGUGGAAUAUACUGUCGUGGAAGUGUCGGCUGCUGAUGCUUACAGAGGUAACUAAAUAGCUGACUUGUGCCAUUAUAUGUAGCAGGAAGAGCAAUGGGCUUACCACUGAGUGGUGUCAAUUGUAAUUUCCCAAUUCAUUUUAGAAGGAGCAGGAUUAUAUCUUAAAACCGUUGUUCCACACUACUGGUAAACAGGAAGAAAUAAAGCUUCCGCUUCAAGGAUCAGCAGGUGUUUCUUCAUAAACAGGACACUGCAGCCACCUGCAUAUAGUCAGAAAUCCAGAAAGGACAUCAGAACCAUGCAGUUCUGCUUGCAGCCCUUGACAUAUCACCUGCAUCCCCUAUAGAUGAAUCCACACCAUCCUAAUUGCAGAGAGCAGGUGUGCAUAAGGUGCAUUCUUCCCCAAGGCUGACUGCAGGCAAUUGGUAUUUUAGAAAAAAAGGAUGGGUUAGGGAAGUGAGCUAACUCACAUACUAUAACCAGAGUCCAAACAUCCCACAGGAAAAGGGGAAAACAAGGGAAGACAUGGUAGCUUUAUUAUGCAUUCCCAGAUAAUCUUAACAGUUGGGUUCCUUUUUUUCUGUAUGGCUGCCCUUAUUCUUCAGUGUUUGAUUCUAGCACAACUCAUCGUGAUCCAUUCUGUAGUCACAGAGAUAAGAUCACUGUUAAUCCACUUUCACAGUAACAGUAAUAUGCUGAGUAUGUGUCCUUGUGUUGUGUAUGGAAGUGUAGGCAAAAAGGAGCAGCCAUUGCAAUGUUGCUCUCCCUGCAAAAUGGCAUGUUAGCACUUUUCCUUUUUCAAUAAUAUGAGCAUGAAUAUGCCAUUCCCAGGCUGAGUGUAGCAGAUCAGUUAAUUUAUAGGCUUAUCAUCUGCAUGGAGCCAUAUAAAUAGCAGCUGACCUUUUCCUUUUAACAAAAAUAGUCUAACUGUUGAUAGUCUUUGUGCCACAAUAUAAUCAUUACAUGGACCAUUGAUUAGUUUUACUUGGUAACAUUAGCCUGUGUCUGGUCUGGUGUCAAACUAACUUUUUAUCCCAGUGGACGAAGCAGCAUGUUUGGUCUGUGGGAUUUGUUCCUGGGAGUGAAAGCCCCUAGAUGGCCAGCUCAGUGUCAAUAUCUUGAGCCGAAGCAGGACUUGGCAGGGGAUGAAUUGUCUGAAUCAAGGAUGUUGCUUGUUAGAAGACCUUUUGGCAAACCAUCAGGAGGAAGAAAUAGGAAAAGGCAGAGGCACAGAUCCUGCAUUGCUUUGACCCAGACAGUCAAAAACCACUAGCAUUGCUGCCAGUCUCAAACAUUUUGGCAGAGAUAUGCUGGUAAAUGUAAAAAAUAACCAAACCAAAUUUAGACCAACCGGACAGAAGUGUAUGGUUAAUAGUGUCUUUUAAAAACAAACAUGCACAUUUCUUGAAACGGUUGGUAUUAAAAGUUCAGCAAUUCUCUGCUACUUCAUAACAUAUCCUCCAACAUUUCUCUGGUGAAAAUAGAGAUGUCCUAUUCUAUUAUUAUUAUUAUUGUUGUUGUUAUUAUUAUUAUUAUUAUUAUUAUUAAUAAUAAUAAUAAUACCCCACCGAUCUGACUGGGUUGCUCCAGCCACUCUGGGCAGCUUCCAACAUAUAUAAAAACCAUAACAAAACAUUAAACAUUUAAAAACUUCCCUAUGCAGACAGCCUUCAGAUGUCUUCUAAAGGUUGUAGAAUUACUUAUCUCCUUGGCUCGGCAGUCAAAUAGGUUUGUGGCCAGCAGCUCAGCUAGGCAAGUUAUUUUCCACAGAGCACAGUGAUCCGAUUUACGGAAGUGACACAUAUUUUGCCAGCUAUAAGACACCCUUCACACACUUCCUCCCACUAAGGGCUGCCUUGUUGACUUCAUUGCACCUGAAGGGGCUGGAGGGCUGCUGCAGCAGCACUAGCCUCCUGACAAUGAUAUUGCUGCUACUUAACUGCAACUGGGGUGGGCAGGCUGUUGUGCUUUCAUUGAUCCAACUUUGCCUCUGCCCCUGCCCUGCAGUGAUGCUGCUGUCAGGAGGCUGGCUCUGCAGCCUUGCUUCGUUGUUUAUGAUUGCUUUUGUGUUGCGCCAGAAACAGGACUGGCUAAAUACUUGGAAAAUUACUGAGGUACGUCUUGCUCAUAUUUGUGUAUCAGAAUGCAAAAUUGCACCUGGGUUAUGAAUAAACAUUGCAUCUAUUUAUAGUGCACUUUCAGGUCUGGACAGAUAGUAAAGGCCAUUUUCCUAAUUGGUAGUCAUGUGCUUCCUUCUUUUGAGAUGACAGGGCAGUUUUAAAACACGCACCGCAAAGUAAUUGAUUCUAGGAAUUAUUAUUCAAAGUAAUUAUUAUUACUGAUUCAAAGUAAUUAUUAUUAUUAUUAUUGAUACCUUUCCCAGCUCCUGUUGUACAGAAGCCUGAAACGGUUUAUACUGAAAUCAGAAAAGCUACUAAUGGUAAGUAAGCCGGGGGGAAAAAUCAAACACAUAAAUAAUACAGAACCCAUGUGGCAUUUUUAUAUGUAAAUACUGUUUCUUUGAGGAAGAAAGCAUUUAUGAGGAGUUCAUUUAGAAACUUACAAAAGAGCUACUAACAGAGUAAUCCAAGCCCAUCUUAUGCUGGUCUGGGGAGCGUGUGUGCUGGAACAAGCAGAGGUAUCCUUCUGUUCAACUUAGCCAACUGGGUUCUGCCAAUCUUCCCCUUCUGCCAACCAAACUUUUGUGGAAAUGUGGAGAACUGAAUUUAAGAUUGGACAAUGAAAAAUCAAUGCAAUCAAAAACUGGCCGAUUUUGCCUGCUCCCUAACACGGACACUGCUCUUCAUCUGCAUAGGUUACUCUAGGAUUCAUUCUUGUUCAUACUAGACUGCAACAAAAAGGAACCCAUAGUUGCCUUUGACUGGACUUAACUGUCCAGGGGUCCUUUACCGUUACCUUUUACCUUACAGAUGAAUAUGCCAGUUUAAACAUUUAGGGUAGUGCAUGUGAAGAAAUGUUACUGAGCACAGCAUUCUUCCAAGGCUGCCAAGAACUACAUACCCUUCAACAUUUCUCCGAUGAAAAUAGCGACGUCCCCAUUCCAUAAUGAUAAUUUUGCUAUGUAUACACCACACAACUUAUUGGGUUGCCCUAGCACUCUGGACAGCUUCCAACAUAUAUUAAAAACAUAUUUAAACAUUAAAAAAACCCUUCCCUAUACAGGAUUGCCUUCAGACGGCUCGGGGGUUGGAUAACUCCAAGAAAAUGAAUGCUUCUCUGUUUUGUACCCUAUUAAAUGGCAAAGUGAGAAUUGGUAUAACUUCCACAAUAAAUCUCCUUUGGGGAAGCUUAUAGUUUUAAAACUUUACAGUAAACAGAACUUGCUAUCAUUAUUUAGUUUAUCUGCUCAAAUGGGUUUGAGAAGGGCAUAUGUUACUUAAAAUCCUCUUAAUCAAUACUUUGUUGUAGAGCCAGGAAGUCCAAUGAAAUGAGAUUUGAUUAAAAGUGGGAGCUGGAUUAGGCUGACGAUAAGCAAGCACCCCCUUAAUCUUGCAUUCCACCUUCUGUCCUACACAUACCCAGCUACAGCUUCAGUUAUUUUUGGAAAUGUAAUAACAGUGUAUUGUUCUAAUUGCGCCUGCUUUUCCUGACUGAUACACAGGAAAAGUGUUUCAAACAGAUAAGCAGGGCAUCACACAACAGCAAAGCCAUUUUGGAGGCUUACUGCAUAACUUACUGAAACAGAACCAUGUUGACUUUGUGUAUGGAGAUGAUUAUUGAUAGCAUUUAUAUAAAGAAGCACACACCCAGAUGAGGCAUGGCUCAUAAAGAAGGCAGGGUGUUAAAAAUGGGGGUGACUAAAUUUCCUGGCUUUGGAGACACAAUUAAAGCUCUUCCAAACUGGAGCCUUGCAACAGAACUCUUGUUUAACAUUCUGCCACUCUUUAGAGUGUAGCUAAUGAAGAAUCCAUGGCAGAACUAUGCAGCUAGGAUAAGGUUUGAUUCUUAUUUAUUUUAUUACAGUACACCCCUACUUUCUUCUGUCAUGGAACCCAAGAUGGUUCCCAGAAAGCUUCUCAUCUAGUAUAACUUCAGCAAGGCGGUGGCCUCGUGUGCUUUUGCAUCAAACUUAUUGGAAGAAUAUGAGCAAGAAGCAAGUUUAGUUCCCAUCUGUAUGCCUCUAGAAGUAUAACUCUCAUGAAUUUCCUAUGGGACAAACUAAAGAGCUCUGCUUUGGAGGCAGUGUUGCAGCAUAUGCAUUGAGGGGGCCAAAAUCUGAAUGAUCCAGCCAUCAGCUGUGGGGAAGAGUAUGUCUCCUUUUCCUUUCGGAAGGUACCUCCCAGAGCAGGGGUUGGCAGGGUUUACCUUGCCUUGGCUGGAUCAGUCCCGCGGAGCCCCCUCUGUGGGCCGGAUAGCAAGCGUGCGUGAGCGCCCCCCACGCAAUUUCCAGAGUUUGCGCGAGUCUGCACAUACGCAGAUGCAAAUUCUGGCAUCCGCACGUGCACAGACAAAAGCGAGUCCCCGUGCUGCACCACACCGGUUAUCGGUGCGGCGCGGGGACUCGCCGAAUGGGCGGCUCGGUCCAGGGGCAGCUCAUGGGGCGGUUAAACAGCGUCUGCGGGCUGCUUCUGGCCCAUGGGCUGCAGGUUGCUGACGCCUGUCCCAGAGCAUACUUCCCCUCCCCUUAGCAGCAAAAUUCAUUUGCCAGGUAGUGCACAGCCGUUUUUCUAGCUUACUGGCAGGUAGGUCAGUGUUGCUUACAGGGAGGGAAAUAGGGAGAGGUAUUAUGUCAGAGAAGUCAGGACGGUGCAAAUGCACCAGUGGAACCAAUCCGGUGCUACUAUUGAUGUGUUUGCACCACACCAGCUUCCUCCCCGCCUUGACCUUUUCUUCUUGGUAAGUAACAGUGACCCACUUGCCAGGAAGUUAGCUCCACUCCGCCUGGAGGGAUGCUGACUUACGUUCCAAUAGGAAAAAGUGAUUCAUACCUGUGAACUCUCCUUCUUUCCUCCUUUCCUUCCUGUCUCUCUGAUGUCACCAGAUUUGUCAGAUGUGUGGUGGGCUCUUUUCUAAGAAGGUGUCUGGAAUGUUGCCUGCCAAGAGACAAUAUGUUGGAGUAGGGAUUCCAUUGCCCAUUUGUAGUUGGAGUCUCUUCCAGCAAGCGUGCUAAUGCUGCUUUUGGCUCUUUGUUUUAUUUGGCCAUUUCCACCCAGGAACCGUGCAGUAGUGUCACUUUGCAGCAAUGUUACAUCAGGGCCUAGGCUCCUUGGUGGGAGAGUUGAAUGUGGUUUGCUGCAGACCCCCAGAACUCCUCUCAGUGUCGCCACUGCUACUUCUGCUACUGCCUGAGUGCUGGAUAGCUGUGGUGAGCAGCCGUGUCAUUUCCCUUGCGCCUUAAAAUACUUGGGUGCAACAUGCCAUCACUGAUCUGCAGUGGCACUCCAUGGCAUCUGGCCACAUUGCAGGACAUUGCAGCGGCCUGCUGAAGCCGCCUGGUACACAGAGAAGCAGUUGUGGUGCUUCGUGUCCCUGCCUCAUACUUCCAGGCAUUGCAGAUGCUGCUCUAUGCGUUGCCACAGGCGGAGGAAGGGGGUGCAGUAAGUGCGGUUUGCCCCGGGUGUCAUCCCUGAGGGCGGUGACACUGUUGCCGCACCCGCUGGAUGCUAGCCCCACCCCUGUGGGCAGCUAGCCCCACCCCCAGGUGCACAGCAUGUGUGCCACUCCGGGUGCCGGAGCAGCUAGCUCCGCCUCUGUGUGCUGCUACUUCCUGGUCUGUUGAUCCCACUGUUGCCACCUCUGUUUAGCACUGCAGGCCUGCCCAGCACCAUGUUACCCCGGUGUUAUGUACUGAGUUGAAUAGGAUCUAAAAGGCAGCAGUCUGAUUGGUCCUAGAUCAAUAGGAUUCAGAAUGCAGCAGUCUGAUUGGUCCUAGAACAAUAGGAUUCAGAAUACAACAGUCUGAUUGGUCCACAGAAGCCACCCAAUCCAGCUCCAGGUGGAAGUGAAUCCGCAACCUGAUUGGCCUACAGGAGAAUCCCGGAAUUAGCCAAUCACGUGGGGCCCAUAGUGUAAAUAAUGUAUAUAAAGCAGACAUUCUGGGGGAACUUCCAUUCCUCCUCACCACUAUGAGCUGAAUAAAGAGCAUGAAAUCCACUCUCGCCUCCGAGUAUAUUUCACCCGCCCAAGGCCAUUGGAGGAGCACUGAAAGAACUUUCCCCAUAGGCUCUUCAAAGCCAGCAGUGAUGGGAGGAGGUCCUAAAUGAGGGCCAAUUCAAAACUCCAGCUGCCCAAUAUUACACCCAGGACUAAACUUUUUACAUGCAUUGGUGUACAUCGCUUCCCCUUGACCAUGGAGCCAGCACUCCAGGAUUUUCACAUGGCUGCUGUGCACCAGCAGACUUAUAAGAUCCUGUGAAUGCAUGUUCUAAGGAGGACUGCCUCAGCUAUUGUUUCCCCAUUAAAUUCUGUCCUCCCUUGAAGCUGUUUCAAAUUAAUGCAUCUAAAAUGUGAGAAUCAGACCUUGCAGAAAUCCGUUCUUCUUUUUCCUUAUAACCUGGGAUAAGGAAAACCUGAUCAACAAGCUUCUGCAUGGGUACUUGCACUGGAAAAAUGAGUCACUUGCUGGGAGGCGGUUUCAGUGUCCAGACAGGAAACGCUCACAGGGUCCCAUUGCCACCCACAAUAUGCUGCGGAAAAACAAAUGUUCUCAAGCGGAGAGAGGCCUGAGAAAACCUUGCUGCCUUUCUCACUUUGGAAUAAGACCCUAGAAGUGGCUUUGUGCCUCAGGAAACCUGUUUUACCAGUUUCCUGCUUCAAGACUCCAGACAUUACCCCUCCAAAGCGCCCUCUUGGUGGAACUGAGACGUUUCCCAACAGAAGGCCACAGUAAAGUAUGUGCCAUUGAAAGAGCAUCUAAACUUCUCAUAUGCUAAUCCAAAGAUUAUCCCAUCUGUGAGUAUACACUUGCAAAAUAGUUGGAUCAUUUUACCGUUCUUUUCAUUGGGUGUCCUUCAGCUAAGUCAGGGGUCGGCAAUCUAAGGCCCAUGGGCCGCAAGCAGCCCACGGGGGUCGUUUAAGCGGCCCCUGAGCUGCCCCCGAACCAAGCCGCUCCCACGGUGUGUCCCCACGUGCUGCGUUAAACCAGUGUGGCGCAGGGACUCGCUUCCGCAGCACUGGAAAUCGUGUCUGCGCAGACACCGGAAAUCGAGGGCGCGCAUGGAGGGAUGUCCGCUAGAGUGAACCGGCCCAGGUGAAGUAAACCUUGCUGACCCCUGAGCUAAGUUUUAUUCAGUGUAGAAUGAGUAUUGGAAUGAAUGGCCCUUAGUCAUUUGUUGUUGCUGUUGUUUAGUCGUUUAGUCAUAUCCGACUCUUUGUGACCCCAUGGACCAGAGCACGCCAGGCACUCCUGUCUUCCACUGCCUCCUGCAGUUUGGUCAAACUCAUGCUAGUAGCUUCAAGAACACUGUCCAACCACCUCGUCCUCUGUCGUCCCCUUCUCCUUGUGCCCUCCAUCUUUCCCAGCAUCAGAGUCUUUUCCAGGGAUUCUUCUCUUCUCAUGAGGUGGCCAAAGUAUUGGAGCCUCAGCUUCAGAAUCUGUCCUUCCAGUGAGCACUCAGGGCUGAUUUCCUUAAGAAUGGAGAGGUUUGAUCUUCUUGCAGUCCAGGGAACUCUCAAGAUUCUCCUCCAGCACCAUUAGGUUCAUUAAUUUCAACAAGUCUGCUCUGAGUAAUGUUUAGUUAAAUACCACCCAUUGUAAUGCUAAACUAUAUAGCAUGGAUUUGCGGUUGUGCAAUUGAAUGUCAUUCUCUUCCCCCCUGCAUGCCCCCUAAAUCUAUUCUAGGGGAGGGCAGAUUUGGAGAUGGGGUGGAAUUCAUUGCACAAGCGUAAAUCUUUCUGCCGGUGGAAAGAGGGCUCAUCCACACUUACUUUUGUUCUGCAUUUCUAGGCACAGGUCCGGGCUUUCAAGGUCCGUGUCCGACAGGAAAGCACGGGGCAAAAGGUAAGUGUGGAUUAGCCCUUAGCGGAAUACCACCCACCAUUGUAUUCAACACAGUUUUGUUGUCUAGGCCUUUUUCUUAAAGUGAAGGGAAAGCUGGUGAUGAUAACAGUGAAUAAAUUGUUGGAAACACAAUACAGUGGUACCUCGGGUUACAGACGCUUCAGGUUACAUAUGCUUCAGGUUACAGACUCCGCUAACCCAGAAAUAUUACCUCGGGUUAAGAACUUUACCUCAGGAUGAGAACAGAAAUUGUGCUCCGGCGGUGCGGUGGCAGCGGGAGGCCCCAUUAGCUAAAGUGGUCUUCAGGUUAAGAACAGUUUCAGGUUAAGAAUGGACCUACAGAACGAAUUAAGUUCUUAACCAGAGGUACCACUGUAUUCAGAAUGGAACGUAUGAGUAUUUUCAUGCAUUCCAGAGAGCUAGAUAUCUGCUGUAUAUAGUAUUCCUUCCAGUAGCACUUUAGAGACCAACUAAGUUUGUUGUUGGUGUGAGCUUUCGUGUGCAUGCACACUUCUUCAGAUAUGUGCAUGCACACGAAAGCUCAUACCAAUAACAAACUUAGUUGGUCUCUAAGGUGCUACUGGAAGGAAAUUUUUUUAUUUUGUUUCAACUACGGCAGACCAACAUGGCUACCUACCUGUAUCUGUAUAUAGUAUGUGAGCAAUGCAUCUCUCUUUUUUCAGUUGGGACUCAUGCCUGAUUGACUUGUAGAGGGUGCAGUGAAACCUGGCAACAAUGUCCAUUGCUUUUGUUUUGUUUUAGGCCAGAUUUUGGGGGCUAAACAAUCAUUUAAUUGCAUCACUUUACUAAAGUCAAAGGAUAUCUGCACCAAAGGAUUUGCUGCAGAUAAAGACACACUUGUAAAACCUCCAUGAGACAUACUUGUAGACCUACUCGUAAAACAUUGCUGGCCACCUAGACUUUUGAUUUAGGGUGACAAAGACAUGGGAUAUCCGUUGGUUUCCCCCGGUUUCCACACCCACCCAGCCACAGUAUAAUUAACAAACAUCCCUUCAUUUGAAGCUUUCGAAAUACACAAAAUUUAUAAUUUCCUCUUUCCUGGUAGUACAAUGCUUAGCAUGCCACAUGUGACUUUAAUAAAUUGUUUCAGAUUUGUUUAUUUCAAAUGGCUCUUUGAUCUAACUGUUGGUGAAAGGAGCUGUUCUGAACUACAUCUACUUCAACAAUCCCGAAUGUUGCGCCUACUUUAUCAUGACCUGUCUGUAUGAAUUAAGGAGUUGAGUCAACUACUCCAUCUCCCCCCCCCCCCGCACAUCUCCCCCCUUCACAUUGCAAGACCAACCUUGUAUUUUGGUGGGCAGAGCAUAGAAUGGGAACUGGAAUCAGUGCCAACUCCUUACUGUUUGGAAGCUACUUCAGCACAAUAUAGUGGGAGAGUAUUUAAUUAGCACUGAAACUGUGUGCAAGGGCAAGGCUGCCCUACGUCCGAGAUUACUGGGAUUUCAAAGGUGGAAUUCCCAAAAUGUGGCAUUUGUCUAAAGAAAGCUCAGCAACUUUGGGGGUGUCCUGGUUUUUACUUUUUGAAAUAUGGCAACUCUAUAGGUUGGCUGAGAGUUUCUUAUUUUAUUCUACACACAGAAAUAGAAAUGAGCAUAAUAUGAAGAUAGCUCUUUAGUAAAAACUUAUGUUAGCUUUGUAUCAUUUUUCCCCAUUUACAAUUACAGUGGUACCUCAGGUUAAGAACUUAAUUCGUUCUGGAGGUCCGUUCUAACCUGAAACUGUUCUUAACCUGAGGUACCACUUUAGCUAAUGGGGCCUCCCGCUGCUGCGCGAUUUCUGUUCUCAUCCUGAAGCAAAGUUCUUAACCCAAGGUACUAUUUCUGGGGUAGCGGAGUCUGUAACCUGAAGCGUCUGUAACCCAAGGUACCACUGUAUAAUUUUUGAAAGGAGUUUACCGACUUCCUCUUCUUGCUUAACAUAAUUAGUUUUCUGCUUCAUUGUAAAAACAGUUUACAUGGAACGGAAUACACUUUCAAAUUAUUCAUGAAUAGGUAAGAUGAACACAAAACAGGGAAUCAGGAUAAAUUAACAAAGAUAUCACACUGUAACACCUUCCCUCAACGAACCUUGGGAGCUGUAGUUUGAUGAAAACAGCCUGGCGUCAUCAGCAAACCUCGCUGCUUCACUGCUUACCCCUAACUCUAGGUCAUUUAUAAGCAAAUACAAAACGGCAGGUCCUAAUACUGAUCUUUGUCAGGAUUCCACUUCCUCCAUUCCUCUAUUGGGAGAACUGUCAUUUCAUUCCUACUUUCUGCUUCCUGUUCUUUAACCAUCUACAGAUCCAUAAAAGGACCCGCCCUCAUAUCCUGUGACAGCUAAGCUUACUUAGGAAUCUGAUGCAGAAUUUUAUUGCAGAUUUUUUGAGAUUCUAAGUACUGUAAACAGUGUUGACUGGAUCACCUCUCUAUGCUUGUUGACAAUCUCAAAAGAACUAAAAAAGUUUAGUGAAUAUGGAUGUAUCCUUGCAGAAAUCUUGCUCUUCUAUAAGCUUUGGUAAUGCUUUCCACACACGAACAGGUGUGGGAGGUGUCUGAUGUUAAUUCUUUGUUCUAAAGAUACGUUUUGUGUAAUAAAAACAACAACAAAAUAUGUUUAAAAAUAUAAUGCUUUCCCCCAGUUUUCCUAGAACUAGACAUUACACUAUCUGGCCUGUGAUUUUCCAGUUUCCCUUUGGAUCCCUUUUAAAAAACUGGUGUCAUAUUGGCCACUUUCCAGUCCUUGGGUGUGGAUGUACUAUGGGACAAAUUACAUAUUUUUGUUACAGGAUCAGACAUUUGAACACACUAUGGGUACCAACAAAGGAAUGCCACGGAAUUGGCAAAGCAAUUAAAAUGUUAGUUUUUGCUUCAACUUCAAAAUUAAAAUCAACCACUUUGAUAGUAAAAGCUUUUUAAAAAGGGAGAUUCCGACUAAACAACAGGAAUAACUUGCUGGCAGUAAGAGCUGUUUGGCAGUGAAACAGACUUCCAUGAGAGGUGGUAGACUUUCCUUCCUUGGAGGUUUAUAAGUUGGAGGGCCACCUGUCAUGUAUGAUCUAGCUGAGAUUCCUGCAUUGAAGUGGGUUGGACUAGAUGACCCUGGAGGUCCCUUCCAACUCUACAAUUCUAUGAUUCCAUGAUAUGUUUAUUGCAAAUGUAACUGUGAAAGCUAGAAAGCAUUCAGAUAAAAAUGGAUUCUAGACCUCUUGUUUGUACCUUGAUUUGCACUGUUUUGUUAACUCUCUUACCAGUUCCUAAACUAGAUUUUUUAAUUUUCAGAUGCUGGAGGAAACAGACAUUCAGUAAGUAUGCAUUUUAUUUCAGCCAUAAGAACUUGGGAGAUAAGAACUUGAUUGUCAAAGCAGAAGCCUAGAUUUCUGUUUUAAUAAAUGCUUUCUGUAUUUUGUUUAUUCUUACAAUGUAUACUUACAGUGUAUAUACUGAGCUGGUAAACCUAAUAUGAAUAAUAAGCAACUAGAGAGAGAUUCUGUAAAUUAUAGUUUUUUUAAUGUUUGAAAGAAUUUAAUUAUUGCUUUUUUAUUUAUUCCCUUUUUUAUUUUAUAUCUGCACCUUUCCCCAGUGCAGCCCAUAAUAUAAAUUAAAACAGAUACAACUAAAAACACAAAUGUAUGUAUGUAUGUAUGUAUGUAUGUAACCCACCCAUUAGCUUCAUCCAUUAACCCAUUAACCUUGAGUGUCUUUGGAGAAAUAGGUAGAGGAGGUAGGAUGAAAAUAAAUAAAUGCAAAUUGCAGGUAUGGUGGGUCUGAUCUGGUUUGGAAUCACAUUGCAGGGGGAUAAAAUCUUCCCUAUCUUCCACAUUAGUGUCCUGAUACAGAUUCUCCCUCAAAAACACAUACAACCCAAUUCUGGCAAUUGUGUAAAGAAACAAACCCUACACUUAAGGGCACAGAUAUGUAUAGCUAGCAUAUUGAUUAGCUUGGUCCCGAAGCAUUCUUAUUAUUUUAUUAAAUUUGUUCACAUUCCUUUAACAAGACUGAAUCAGGAAGUUCUUGCUGCUCCCUGAGAACAGCAACUUAUAGAUCUGGAGUGGGGUUAUUGGGUUGUUGUUUUUAUUUUGAUUAUAUAUUUUCUGGUUUUAUAUUUUGAUUUUGUUCUGUGAACCACCCUGAGACCUCUGGGUAUAGGGCAGCAUAUAAAUUCAAUAAAUAAUAAUAAAAACUAGAAGAGAAAAUGCCUCUGGCACACCAUGAGAGUUUGCAUACACAACGUAUAUAAGAUAUGCUUAUUUAUAUGAUAUGCUUAUUUUACAACAAAGACAGCCUUCUUUUCUAACAACACAGAACACAGAUGAACCGGUUGCCAUGUGGGUAGUCAGAAACAGAUUGCAUAUAUAUUUUAAAGACUUGUUUAGUGAUCUCUUACAGUGGUACUUGUGCUUUCCUUAGGUUGGAAACAUGGCAAUCACAACAUCGGAAGCAAUAUGACUGAGGGGGAUCUUUUUACUUCCCCCUAUCUCAUCUGGUGCAUGAUCACUGUUUAUAGAAACAAGCCAGGGGGGAAUUGAGCACAUGGUGCUGCCCAGACCAGGACCUCCUCAUUGUGUGCCUCUGCAUAUACUGCUUUUGGCUUGUGUUAUGUACUGAGCUGAAUAGGAUCCAAAAGGCAGCAGUCUGAUUGGUCCUAGAACAAUAGGAUACAGAAUGUAGCAGUCUGAUUGGUCCUAGAACAAUAGGAUUCAGAAUGCAGCAGUCUGAUUGGUCCUAGAACAAUAGGAUUCAGAAUGCAGCAGUCUGAUUGGUCCACAGGAGCCACCCAAUCCAGCUCCAGGUGGAAGUGAAUCUGCAACCUGAUUGCCCUAUAGGUGAAUCCCGGAAUUAGCCAAUCACAUGGGGCCCAUUGUGUAAAUAAUGUAUAUAAAGCAGACAUUCUGGGGGAACUUCCAUUCCUCCUCACCACUAUGAGCUGAAUAAAGAGCAUGAAAUCCACACUCAACUCCGAGUAUAUUUCAGCUUGCCUUUAUGAAUGCUCGAAGAGUGAUAUUUAGCAGUGGGAUGCUGUGAGCAUCUGUUUGAGUAGCAAACCAACAGCAGUAAGCUUUGGGUGUGGUCAGAAGACGGCACUGGAUUCACAAGGAAGUCUCCAAACGAAGCCUCACAGAUGUAGGAAGUCACGUCCUUUGCCUGGUUGCACUAUCACACGUGACCAUAAGCACACGUGAGUCAUAGCACAUUCAGGAUAUUCAAAUGCCCCAUAAUGAUGUGAGUAGGUCCUGACUCUGAAUCACAAUAGCAUCAGUUGCAUCACUCAGUGACACAAAAUGUGUGCAUGCAUGCACACGCACACAAAAAAUAUUCUUGUUAAUAGGUGUUCUUGUUAAUAGGCAUCCGAGUCCUCGUGAGAUUAGGAAGAAACUCUUUGUAUUCUUUAUAUCCGACUGGGACAGGACUGAAGGUCACAGAGUCUGUUAGAAUAUAAACAGACCUAUUUUAACAGAGGAACAGUAGUUACCUCAUCCCUGUUCAUUUCAGAUUAGCUUUAAUAUCUCUGUUGCCUUAGACUUGCAUUGUUUGUUGUUAAAGUGCUUCCAGGCGGGUAUUUGUGGGGUGGGAUCAGUGCUCCUCAUGCGUGCAAGUUUUUUGCAGGGUCCACGCAAUGUUGUUAAAUGUAUUUUCUUCCAUUUAAUUCUCUUUCGACUGAAGCACUCGGACUCUAAAGCAGCAUAUUUUUGGUCAACGUAAAAAGGUGGAAGAAUAAACAAGAGUAACUGAUGGUUACUAUCUAAAUGGCUUUGUAGGAGAAGAUAUGUAAUAGUUUGCCCCGAUCACUCCUUCUUUAAAAUAAGAAUAUGUCCAAGGCAUUGACCUCUAAAACUUUUAGAAUAGAAGCAACAAAAACUCACCAAAACAAUUCUGCCUUUGUACUGGCUUCUUAUAACCUCUUAGGCAUAUUCAAAGAUUCUGUUUUAAUUAUAAGACCUUAAACAGAUCUGAUAGAUAGAUAGAUAGAUAGAUAGAUAGAUAGAUAGAGAGAGAGAGUGUAUGUAAGGACAACAUCCUAUAUAUCUAUUGUCACCAUCACCAUAAGAAUAUAGUGCCAUUUUAGGCCAAAAGAGCUGAACUUGUUUGGUAAGAUUAUUUGGGGAUGAGAGGGGCACAGAUUUCCCCAAAAUGACAAAAGUGUCAACCAAAUUUUGGAAGGCCAGUUGAAUCUAGCUAGAUUUACAUCUGGUGUCACCACGUUUUGAGUUGGGCUGAAAAGUGCUUUUUGUUUCGAUGGGAAAGUUAAACAGACCCUUAAGCUCUCUCAUGUUGAAGACAAUGGAACUUAUUAGUGCUUAACUUGGCUGAGUCUUUAGGGUUGACAUAUUCCGAACCAGAGAACAGCCAUAUACUUUUACACACCCCACUGAGGCAGGGAUCGGGCUGCUGAACUUCUCCUACCGAUUCCCUCCCCAACCCACUCACCCACCCACCCACGCUGCCACCUUCUUACAGUGUGGCAUACCUGGAGAGGCUGUGCUUAAGCAGGGGAGGAUGGUGGGUGACUGUGCCAGGCAGGGAACAGGUAGGAGAAGAAAUUAUGACUGCCUUAUCUCCUUCAGCAGGGAUGCGGGUGGCGCUGUGGGUUAAACCACAGAGCCUAGGACUUGCUGAUCAGAAGGUCGGCGGUUCGAAUCCCCGCGACGGGGUGAGCUCCUGUUGCUCGGUCCCUGCUCUUGCCAACCUAGCAGUUUGAAAGCACGUCAAAGUGCAAGUAGAUAAAUAGGUACCGCUCCGGCGGGAAGGUAAACGGCGUUUCCGUGCGCUGCUGUGGUUCGCCAGAAGUGGCUUAGUCAUGCUGGCCACAUGACCCAGAAGCUGUACGCCAGCUCCCUCGGCCAAAAAAGCCAGAUGAGCGCCACAACCCCAGAGUCGGCCACGACUGGACCUAAUGGUCAGGGGUCUCUUUACCUUUUUAUCUCCUUCAGCAUUGCAAGAUUUCAAGGCAUGUGAAUGAUCUCCAGCUUUAAAUCCUGCAACCCUGCUGCUUUGGGUGAUGCCCUUGCUUUCUUCACCUCCUGUUUUCUGAAACGUAAGGGUUUACCUCAGCAAGUGUUUGUGCUCAAGAAACAAGGGCCAUAAGCUUCAUUUAUUUUAUUUAAGGCGGGGUGGUGGUGGUAGGAAAAUCAAGUGGCGCUUCUCACAAGCAAGGUGUUCCAGGACUGUUUCACCCGAUGCAGAUUGCAGACACACAAUGUAUUUCACUGUCUCCUCUCAGCAAAAACGUGCUGCAGAGAAUAAUGAUUGCCUCCAGUUCCCUACAGGAAACAUGUUUCCCCCCCAUCCUGAGAUGCACAGUAUACAUUUAAAGCACAUGAUGUACCCCAAAGAAUAUUGGAGACUAUAGCUUUUUAAAGGGGUCCUGGGAAUUGUAGCUCUGUGAGGAUGAAAUUACAGUUCCUAGGAUUCUUUGGAAGAAGUCAUGUGCUUGAAAUAUAUGUUGAAGGGCUGUGAUCAUAAAAACCACCAACAUAGUUUAUAGUACACCAGUCAGAGCUGGGGGGUUUUUGUCUGUUUUUUGCACUUUUCAAAUUAUAUCAAACUGCUUUGAAUUUAAAUUGGAUCAAUUCUUUCUUAUGUUUUAAUCGAUUAUAACAGAAGCUGUAAGAACCACUGCUUUGAACUUUUAAAACUGCAGGGAUAUAUGGAAUUACUUUAAUAUAUGCCCCUGCCUCCCAUAAUAAUCUCAUUGUUUGUCCUCAUGAAUCUUCUUCUAAUUGUUCUAAUUCAGAAUUAUAGAUGUCAUACAUUGCAUGUCAUGCAUGGGACUUGUUUGCAGAUGCUUCUACAGUGCUCCUUGCCCCUUAAUGAAUUCUGUCUCAAGCUAGUUUUGAAAGUAUCAUGGGCAAAUUUUGAAUUACUCUGAAAGGAACUGGGUGGGGGUUUCCUUCCUGGAAUCAGAGCUGGCAAUCUUUCUGUGUUAUUUAAUAGCUGCCACCAGUUUCUGAAAACAUAUGAAAAGGAAAUAUCUUAACAAUGAGCAACCACUUCUUCAAAUACUAAUUUGGUAUUGUGCUUGAUUUGCUUCAGCAAUGCAGCUUGACUUUAUCAACAUUUUCCCCUCCAUUACUUUGUCUCGUUGGUUUGCUUUAUUUGGCCUAAAGCAAUAUACAGCUAGAACAUACUUUCAGUGUUAAAUUACUAUAGAUUUAAAGGGUGCCAUAUUGGAAGAUGUUAUCUACUAUCUACCUCUUUGAACAGCUGUCCAUUUGGGACACCUUCUGCUGCCAUUGUGGUCAAAUGAACCCAAGCCACUUGAGAAAAUUCUGAAUUGCAGCAAAGAUGCUUUUCAAUAACUCAGCUACUCUAAGAAGGGGAUGUAAGUGUUUUCAUCAGUACCUAAGAAGAAACUACUUAUGAUGGAACAACAAAUUAUUGUGCUGAAGGCAUCCAUUUUAAAUUCCAGGGAAAACAUUACACUGUUGUUGUGGAGACACAAAGAGAGACAUAGUUAAAAACCGCAUAAAUACAUUAUUAUAGGUACACCUGGGUAUGUCUUUUGUGUGGAAAUGAGAAGUCCAUUUUGCUCAGAUAACCUUACUUUCAAGUACAUCUGUAUUUACGCGUCCAUUGGUACUUGUUGGCUGGGCAGAAAAGCUACCCCAAAUGCCUUGAGGGGAGUUGGUGCUGACCAAUUCAUGUUGCCCACCAUUGCAGAUGUGCAGUAAUUAUGCAGUAGGGAAGGAAGAACACAUGCUUGGAAAAAACCUCUUCUUUGUCAAAGGUCUUUAGAACAUAUUCCAGGCUCUAAUUCAGGGGUGGGGGACCUGCAAUCCUCCACAAGUUGUUAGAUUCCAACUCCCUUCAGCCCCAGCCAAUAAUCAUCAUCAUCAUUUUUAAUUUGUAUACCGCCUUUCUAUACUCAAGGCGGUUUACAAGCUGAAGAAACAAAAAAUGUACAUCUUAUAACAAUCUAAUGCAAUGCAAAAAUGUGAUAAUAAAACAUAACUUUAAAAUAGGCAUCCUACAUCAAAAUAGUAACAUUCAACAAACAAUUAGAAUAGUAUAAAAUAAUAAUAACAUAUAAAAGUUAAACAGAAAUCCACUCAACAGUUACAAUAAUAUCUAAACUAUAAUCAAUAAAACAACGGCAAGCCACAGUACAUAAAACAAUACAAUACACAUUGAGAAGCAGAGGGUAGAGCAAGGCAGGUGGAAGGAGGCCUUGCCUGAUGGAGUCUCUCCCCUCACAGUUCUUCCUCCAGGAACAGCUCCCUUAUGAGGACUCCUAGGGCCGGAGGGUGGGGCAAGGCAGGUGGAAGGAGGCCUUGCCUGAUGGAGUCUCUCCCCUCCGCAACGUGCAUAAUGCCAAUGUUCAUUGCAUAACUUUUCAAAAUUGAUUUUGCAUGUUUUUAAUUUUUAGCAAUCUAUUUAUUGGGUCCAGAGGAGUGUCCUAUUUUGAUGUGAUAUUUGAUCAACCUGUUGGAUUUGUGCUUACUGUGUUUUCUUCCCAUUGUUUGCAGCGAAUAGAAAGUUCUCCUGAUGAGACUUAGAAAAGCAGGCAACAGACACCUGUGGAAACAAGGAGGAGGACGAUCUACUAGUUCCCAACAUUCUGCAGCAUUUAGGUGCUCUCAGAAGUCACAUUUCGCUUGAGCUGUUGGUAACCCCCGUGGGGCAAACCUAGCAUCAUCUAUACAGUGUUACUGCUGUUCUGCCACUGCUACUGCUUCGCCUAGGGCUCACCCACACUUCCACUUGCCCCGCUGCUUCCUCCACGGAAACCUGCUUUUUUUUUUACAAACCUCAGUAGGGCUUUCCACAGAUUGACAUUUGCUUCAGUUUAGUGGUAAAGAGUGGGUUUUUUUCUGGGGAAAGCAGCAGGGCAAACGGAAAACCACUUGGACCUGUGCUUUGCAGCCAUCGGACAAGCAUGAGGAUGUGGGUGAGCCCAGAGUGAUGUACCCUCUCCCAAUGUUUGAGCUGUAUUUGUUUUUAAUGCCAUUCUAAUCAACAGAUGUGUGUGUACAUAUGGAGACUGUUUGCCCACCUCUCUUGUUUUCAGUCCUCCAAACCCUUAUGGAGAGAUGAUAUGCCUGCCAAAAUGUGAAGCUACAUCUGGUCACUUCCCUAUGAUCCCCGAAGACAGUGCAAGCCACUCUGGCAAUUGAUCUGUGGGCAUAAAUGCUGCUGCUAGCAAAACAUCAGAAUGGGUUAUUGUUUUUCUGGACAGGGGCUGUCUUACAAACAUGACACUCUUUCACACACAGGAAAAAUGUCCAGUGUGUUUAGUUGCAUCGACAUUUCAUGUCCUGUUUGCAUCAUCCAUGGAAUGCCUUGGUGCUCUGUGGCUAAGGUGGGUGGGUAGAAAACGAUUAUUAAACACCCAUUGUCUGCCCCCAGCGUUCACUUUCUGAAGGUGUACAAUAAAUAAAUCCUUAAAGGAUUUGCCCUUUUUAUAUAUAUAGAAGUGCUACUAUUAUAGCUGUCUGACAAAGCAGGUUUUUGCUUUUGAGACUCAACCUCAUCUACAGACCUGGGCAUGUGACAGUAGAACCAAAUAACUAUAUUUUAAGUUGAAUAUCUGUGCAAAGUUUCUGACUUUCCUAAAAGAGUAAUGCCAGUGUAACUGUGAGCUUCAGUUGUUCUUUGUCAAACAACUUCUUGCAUCGAGGGUUCUUUCAUAUGCUGCUUAACAGUUCACUGCAUAAAUUACUGUUCUUCCCAUGAGUCAGAUGACACAAAGCAGAGAUCACUGAUACAUUAUAGGACUGUGAAGACGUCAUAUUACUGUGACGUCAUAUUACGGGGCAGAGCAGGAGCAUACUUGCUGUAUCCACCCUCUGUGACAUUCAGCACACUGUCUAAAAGAGUCUCCACAUAUACAAACUGCACUUGCAUAUUCCUGCUUGCACAAAGGGUACACACAGACAGUUUGUACAUGCUUAGCUUUAUCAGAAGUUACAUUGAACAUAUGUUGGAAGCGGGGGCAUGAUCUCAUUUCCACCUCGCUAGCACAUUACAUCUACCCAAAGGGUUACAUCUGCAUAGUCCACUCUUUAGAUCCUUGGUUGGGAUUUGAAACAGACCUUGAUUUUACAUUUGCAGUGUUUUGCCAUUCCAUCCUCUCUUGAAUAUAUCUCUGGAAAUCUGGAAAUCAGAAAUGAUUCCUGGGUAUGGGAGGGGAAGCCAGGAUUCAAUAAUUCCAGUUCAAAAUGUCCCUCUCCUUUAUUUGUGAUAAAUUUUAAAAGACACUAAGAUGAUGAAAAUGUUGUACUUAUAUGUGGCACAUCUUUUAUAAUAGGGAUUUCAUUUAAAACAUGUAGUGUGGAUUGGCUCAGGACAACAGUAAGGAUUUCAUUUUAAAGUGAUUGCUAUGAUACAAAAAGCUGCAAUGCUUAUAGCCCAAUAAGUAGUCUCACUUUUUAUUGGACUUACUCCCAAGGCAGUAAUCCUAAAGCAGCCUUUAUGCUGGUGCAAGCUUCCAUUGAUUUUAGCAAAGCUUCUUCUGUCUGUCUACUGUGAUAUUUGUGCUGCUCAUAAAAGCAGGACGUAGACUCCAGCAGAAAGUGAUGUGUAAAUGCUCAAGCACAUAUAACACCAGUCAAUAAUUUAUUAAUGUAUUUAGCCACAAAAACCAUGAAGCUACAUAUAACAAAGAAGUGAAGAACACUAAUAUCAAUGAAACACGGCUUAAGUCAUGUUCCUUGUGUUAAAUGAUCUAUAGGCAGAUGUUGGGACUAAUCUUGUUACCUCUGUGGAUUGGUAUCUAUUUUUCAAGCAAGGUUUAUUACGAACCACAAAAAAAGAGUGAGCCACGCAGGUUCUUGCCAAUGCGAUAUAUUUUAAUUAAUCUCCCUUCAGUUGCUGCAUUGCACUUUUGAAGACUCGCCUUUUUAAAAGUUUAGCAGCGGCAGGCUCUUUGCAACACUUGGCAAAUGCGUUUAGGAGAACCUUGGCCGUGCUUCCCCAUUCAAAUGUUAUUACACUGAAUUUGAUGAGGUAUUUAAUUAAAGAAUUGACUCAAAUGUAA